AUGAGUACCCAGGAGGACAGCAUCCAUGUUGAAUUUGCAAUAGCAAUGGCUGAAGCAUCGGCUCCACCUCUUUCCCCCUCUGAUUAUGGACUCUUGUCUCCGCCCCCUGACCUGUGUGCAUCUUGUGGCCACAGUCACCAGCUGGAGGAGAACCAUGAGUACCUUUACAAAGACGAAGUGGACGACGACCUGGUGUGUCACAUCUGUCUGCAGCCGCUCAUCCGGCCGCUGGACACGCCCUGUGGACACACCUACUGCCAAGAGUGUCUGACCAGCUUCCUACUGGAGAGUGACUUCUGUCCCGUGUGCCGUGCGCCCCUCAUGCUGCAGAGCUGCAGGAAACCUAGCCUGCUGGUGCACAAGCUGCUGGACAAACUGAUGGUGGCGUGCCCUUUCACCGAGCAUUGCACUGAGACUCUGCCUCGAGGUGAAAUGGAGGACCACAUCAAGAUCAGGUAGGUGACGGAAGCACAGUUAUUUUGUCAAAACAGUCAAAAGCAAAGUUACAACUCAGCAUGUUUGAUGGCUUUCAAACUCAUUUAAAGAACUUAAAGUCAGAGCCAAAUUUGAAGUGUGGGAUUAGCUUGACUUUGUGGCCUGCCUGAACUAACACUAAACCAAGAAAAAAAGGGAAUGAUCACAGAGAAUCAGGAUUCACGUAUGUUUGAUAUACAGUUUGAUGGCUGUAGGACCAAAACAGUGAAAAAACAUGCAACAUUUAACAUUUUUAAUCCUAUGAUAACUUUCAGUCUGAGGACUUGUUCACUUCUGCUGCUCCUGUUUUCAGUCAGCAGUCCUAUUACAAAAGCAAACAAGCAGAGCUUCUUUUUUUUAUUUCCCUAUCUCUGUUAUUUAACCAUGCUAUCUAAAUAAAACUUCAAUGACCCGCAGUAAACACACACUCAAGGUUUCCCACCCUCCUCUGCCCAUUAUCAUUAACAGCAGAGCACCCAGGCUUUUAUCUGCUCUCCGUCCAGCUCCUCUGCUCAUCAUUAAAACUCACUACUUUAGUUUCUCUCAGUCUGGGAGUGUUUUCAUUAAUGCUCAUUAACACUCUGCACACCCAGAGACCUCUGGGAUAAUUAGUGCACCUCGCCACACAUCUCACACAAGCUUGAGAGCAUUUCUUUUUCAUUUGCACUUUAAAAACCUUGAGAGGCACAAAACAAACUCAAAAACCUACAUUUCUGUCUCUGCGUGUUGUUUCCCACCACUUCCCACCCACACACGCAACCAUUUCCUCUGUUUUCUCCUCUUUUCACACCUUUUUUCUGCUCCAUCCACCCCUCCAUAUCUCCUGCCCAGUGCUCGGUUGAUUCCCAUUUCUCUCCUCAUGUGCUGUGAGUGUUAUAAUGAGGUGUGGAGCUCUUAGGCCGACUCCCUGAAGGGCUCAGCUGCUCUCCUGUAGUUAGAAGGUGUUAUCUGCAGAGGUGAGAGGCCAUGUCCAGAGGGAGGAAUCUACACACUGUGUGCAGGGAUGUGAGCGAGUUGGAGAGAGAUAUUGGUGAGAAACCAAUUUCAGCCUUUCUGUUCUGUUCAUUUAUUCUGCUCUGGUUCGGUGAGUUUGGCGUCUGUUGUGCAGCAGAGUAAAUAUGUCGCUUUUCAAAUACUCUUGUUCAAAACAGCUGUGAUUAUUGUUUGUAUAAACACAUAUGGUUGAGAAAUGACAGAAAGAAAAACAUCAAGUAUCCAUAUUCAGGUUUUGACCAGGCAAAAUUCAGCCACUGGAAUCUCUCAUUUAGCCCUUGCAAGAGAUUUAACAAGAACACCAACUGCAAUAAUAAGCUCUUAUUCGAGAUAACUAUAGUUCAUCAUGAAAAUGGAAACAGUGCAAUAACACUUUGGCCAAAGUAGUUUGCCAAUGCUAAAGUGCCAAAAACUGCAAUACCUUGAAUAACCACUUGAGGUGGGGUCCAAAAGUGAGUCAAUCCCAGUAGAGUUUAAGGUUAUGAUGUCAAACUUUACAGUAGGAUUAAACACGUUUACAGCCUUGUUAAAAAAAAAAAGUUUGAGCUGCUACCUGUUUGCCAAUACAAUGUUAUUCCAUUCACAGAAGUACGAAUGGCUCUGCCCUAUUUAUGCAAACAGUGUUGCCAGAUGGGAAAUACAGAAUUACUAUAUCAUUGUAUUUUUGGGAAAAUUGUCGUACACCCAUCAUAAUCAAAAUAACAGUCUUGCUGUUGCAUAAUAGUCCGAUAUACUCACUAUGUUUAGCAUCCUACAGGCACUCACAACUUUGUGGCUAAUCCCGAAUGAGCAUAAUUGACAGCCAAUCACGCUCGCUGUUAGAAGACAAACGUCACUCAAACUAUGACUGGAUGGAAACACCUCAUGGUUUAAGAUGCCUCUGGGGUUCGCAAAUAAAAAACUGAAGCAUAAAGUGUCUGGCAGACUGAGCCAGUCCAAUUGCAAUAAUAAUAAUAAUAAUAAUAAUAAUAAUAAUAUCAACAAACCAUUAAAAUGCUGGUAUCUUAAGUUUUUCAGUGGGGGAAAUUUGAACAUUAUUAAUUCCAAAGUUGACACAUAUUAGCAGUUAUCCUGUUUGUUUUGCCUGUUUUGUCAUCAUGAGCACAUAAUUAUUGCAUCAGCUUAUUGGUUAAUAGUUAUAUCUGCAGAAAUUUUUCGUAAUUGUCAAUACUGAUAAACUUGCCAAGACCAAUAUCAUGAUGGUUAUAUCAUACAUCCCAAGUUAGGAAGCCUGUUAAUUCCUUUUACUUGUAUUUGACAGUCAUUUUUAAAGGUUUGCACGAAGUAAGCAAAUAAAUAUAAAUACUCGUUCUAGUUUAGGAAACACAUAAUGCUGUUUGUAAGAGCAGUAACUCAGAGUUAACUUUUCGCUUCACGUGGAACUCUAACUUUGGUGACCUGGUUGAAACUCUUGCCUUGUUUGACCCAUCUGUCAUCCCGGCUGCCAUUCCAAGUGGACUUUAUUGGUCUUUCCACUCCAUCAACUGACUCCUCUUGUGCUGGGUGGCUCUCCAUUAUGCUGGUUACAUAAGAUUUAUUGUGCAUUACUUUGUUGUAAGUACCAACACUAAAAGAGUAGCCGUCUGAACAUUUUUAACUGAAACACACAGGGUCACCAUGUUAUUAAAAUAGUGGUAUGUCAGCCUGGAGGGGAAUCAAAACGAAUGUGUUUCUUCAUUCAAUAAAAGGCUUUUUGGAAGACCAGGAAGGCCAAACACUAUGAAGAAAGAGCUUCUGAAGAUGACUCAUAGUUGAGGGGAUUUGGUGACGGUUUCAGAAAGUUGAAGUCAGAGGAUUGUAAACAUUAAGUCUUGUCAAAUUUAAGACGCAUGCAGUUCUCAUGAUCAUUUUAAAGUACAUUAGUGGUAAAGGCGAUUUGUUCUAGUGUUGCCUCAAAUACGUAUAAUUUGCUUGACUUGUUUUUAUUUUAAGUUUUGUUAUGUCUCACCCCACAUGCACAACACACAUACAGCUUUUUCCUCUUUAUAUAUGCACAGCAAUGUCCCAUCUAUUGUUUGUCUUUGCUGUAUGUGUCUUAUCUCUGGAUGAUAUUCAUCAGCAGCCUGUUUUAUAAAGUCAUCCCAAUAACAAUCAAUGUUUUAUAAUGUUUCACUGGUAUCACCAGGCCCGGAUUAAACCUUCUGUGACCCCUGAGGCUAAGCAAACCUAAUGGCCCCCCUCUGUCCCGCGCGCGGAAAAAAUUGGCAGUUUUUAUUGGUCAUUUUGUGGAAAUUACUGCAGUUAUGGGUGGUUAUUUAAUGGUUCCACUAGCCACCACCUCUAGCCAAACCACUGGGUUAAUACAACUGUGUCUGAACUCAAUUCAACAAGAGGUAGUGAAAAAAGUCUUCAAGGAAAGCACAGAGGCUGGUGUACAGUUCACUUUUUUACUGUAGAAAACCUCAGGCAUUUUAAAUCAUAAGUAUAUAGCAAGCAUUAUAAAUAAAAGUGCAAGGCAUGAUAUGAAGGCCUGUUAUGGUUAUACAAUUUGUUUUGUUUAAAGGAUUGCUAUACUGAGAUUUGAGAAUUUUAUUAUUUUAUAUUUGUUAUACAUUUGUCUGCAUUUGUGUUUUGAUCUUUCUUUUCAUAUUCUGUAGGGACUGAUAAAUGUCAGAGGUUUUGACUUUCUAGGCACUUUUUCCUCUGUCCCAAUACAGCCUAAUCCUCCUCACACCGGGCGCAGCUCACCAGCAUCAUAGCGGCUUCUGCUCGGGCUGAGUGGCCCCCCAUAGCCAAACGCCCUGAGGCUUCAGCCUCACUAUGCCUCAUGGUUAAUCCGGCUCUGGGUAUCACAAUGACUGAUCUGGUUGUUGUCGAGGCAUGUUGAUGCAAUAUUUCGUAACGAUUUUGUGCAGGAUGUCAUUGGCAGCAUCAAUCUUCACAGAACUCUUGAAGGGCAGUGUGAAAAGGUUCAUUUUUAUUAUGAAACAUCACUCUCCAGUCUUUGCAUAAGCAGGAAAAAUAUUCUUAAGAACAGAGUCUGAGUGCAUAAGUGCUCAUAGUCUGUGGUCAUACUGAAUCUGGCAGAGGGUCAGGAGUGGUAAUGGCUGAGACAGCCAUGCCAUCUGGUCGGCUAAUUUCAUACUCAUCUAAUCAUUCAUAACCUUUAGUGACCUUUGCUUGGAGAAAUUGUCAUUCUGGACACAACUAGAGCAACACUUUCAGCAGUUUAUUCAGUUUUCUCUCCCUCGCUCUCUCUCUCUCUCUCUCUCUCUCUCUCUCUCUCUCUCCUCCAUCCUGUGAGGGCUUGCACAGAAUCCAUUUAGAAAGUUUCUCCCCACCCGCUCAGGUAUUUUCUCCUUUUAGCCAGGUAACGUGUACCUACAUGUGCACAUACUGCCUGUGAUGCAUAAAACAGGUUCUCUCUGCUCUCUCUCAGACUCUAGCUCUUAUAAUUUUUGUAUUACCCAGGCUAAUUUACCCAGAGCUCGGUGUGUGUUUUACUGAUAAUCUGCCUUAAGCAUGAUAGUGUUUCUUUUUUUUCUUUUAUGUGAGUCUUUUUCUUUAAGUAUAGCCCACAGACGAUUCUUCAAAGCUUGUGUGAAUAUUAAGCAAAGACAUUAAUAUUCAUGGCAGCUACUAUAGUUGUACACUGCAUGUUAGAAUAUGUCAGUGUGUAUGUGUUGCCUGUCUGUGUGUGUUUGCAGGAGUGUUAUAAACACUAUGAAGGAGAGAGUUGAGUUAAGGUCACCUUUCCUGACAGCCACAGUGACAUGCUAACAGCUAACCUGUUUUAAUAUCCACUUUAUACACAGCUCCAGAAUACCUCGUAUAUAUUAUGGGUGGAAUCUCCGAUCAUUCCUUUCAUUGAACCAAGCUCUGCAGGUUUAGGAGAGUCAAUCCAUGAUUUUAGGGUUAUUUAUUCCUUGUGUUUUCUGGGGUCGCUAUCUCCUUAAUCUUGUUAUGUACUCUUUGAAACCUGCAGCUCAUCCUCUCAUGUCCUAGCAGAAGAAUUUUCUUUAUAUCAAAUUCUUCUUUCAUUCUUUUACAAUUAAACCUAUAACAGCAGCACCUUAUCAAAUUUGAGUCUGAAGAUAAGACCGUAUCGAUCCCUAUGCCAUUAUAGAUUCUGCUUUGCGUUCCUUGCCAAUAAGUGGACCGAACACAAAUGCUUCCAUGAUCUUUUCUGCUCUGUUCAGACAGGUUAACCUGGCCUCUGUUUGGCCCUUACACAUCAGCUGAUUGCAGAUACAGUGUCUGAUUGGUUGACAGACAGAAACAAAGAGGCAGCCUCUAUUUUGACGAGAUAGCUGACAUCAGAAAUGAAACUGUUUACUAAAAUUAACACAUUGUGAUGUGAUAUGAGGGUCACAUUAAAUAUCAUUGUAAAGACAUUAAAUUAUGAGAAUUCUGAUUUGUUAAAUAAAUAAAUCUUACUGGAAAAAAAGAUGUAGUAAUGUAAUUUUAUUACAAGAAUGAAGUCUGAAGAAAUCAUAUUCUUUCAAGAACAAAGUUGUAGUUAAAUCAUCUAUUUAUGAGAAUAAAGUUCUGGCAAAGUUAUAUCAUGUUAGAAAAAUAAAGUUGUAGUAAAGUUAUUGUCUCAUGAGAAUUAAGUUAUAAGAAAAUCAAGUUGUAACACUGUAAGAAUAAAGUGAUAAGUUUUAAAUUACGGGGACCAAAAUGAGGAACAUGGAGCCUCUGGUGAAAUUGUCUCUAAAGUUUCCUCAGCACCCCAUUGUUAUAAGUAUCAGGACUCUGAGCAGAAAACUGAGACGUGGUUUCCCCCUCAAAAAUGGUGUUAUGAGGCUAAUCUUUGACUAAAUUAAAGAUGUCAUUAUCUCAACACAACAACUUUAUUCUCAUAAUAAAAUACUUCACUUCAACUUUAUUCUUGUAAAAAAAAAAUUUCUUUUAAAACCUGGAGAAUCUGAAGAAAACUCUUAAUACUCCAUAGUGAUACACAAAUCAUCACCUUUGUUUUUAGGUGAUUUAAUCUCAACAGUGGAUCUUUUCUGUAGGAUGGAAAAGCACCUGGAUGUUGCAGGAACUCUCAGAGUAUAUUAUUAGGAGGUUGCUGGUCUCACAAUGUGAGUGGAUUUCUCAAGAUCUGAUUUUAAGUUUUUUUUUUUUCUUUUUUUUUAAAUAAUGGAGGACACAACUGUGAAUAGAGCAGGAAUAGGAAAAGAGAGCAUGGGCUUUAGGUCUUCAUCGAAUAUUAAAAUAGCCUCUUGACACAUUUCAUGCUGGCGGUUGAAAACACAAAGUUGCGCUUUGAUUUCCAUAAGAAAACGCUCUAGAUCAUUUUAUUCCCAACCAUCAAAAUUUCAUGAAAAGAGUAACCAGUACUUGCUAGUGUUUGAUAAUAUUAUGGAUGUGUGAACUUUUUCUAUUUUCCUGCAAAUUUAGCUAAAUGAUCUCAGUUAAUAUUAAUAAUAGCAGCUUCUCUUGGGGACUUUUCUCCUUAUCUUGCUGUAGCAGAUGACCGAGCUAGAUCAGUUUAAGAUGUGAUCGCUUUCUCCAAACAGUUCAAGAAAGGAAAAAAUAAGAAAAAUAAAAUCAUAACAACACCCUUAGCAUAGCAUUUUGCCCACUCUUGCACUGAGUAAGUCUUAAGCAGUAACUGGAUGUUGUUUCUGUUCUCCCUGCAUGGUGUGGCCCUGUUGAUCAGAUCAUUUACAAGCGUCUGCCUCUCUGCCAGAUAUCACACCAUGGUACAAUCACACAGGUCCUUUGGUUUGUAGCUGUACUUUCUGUCUUGUUAAGUUGUUUUGUAAAAAUUCCAGGACCAAACUGUUUGUUGUAUUUUAUAAAAUUACCUUUCUGACUUCUCAUCAGUUUGAGAAAUUGGCUGUGAGUGGGACCUGAAAAGAAAUAAUGGGGUGUGUAUGUCGUGAUGUGAUGUUUUUUGGAGUGUGUGUUAAUGCGCUGAUGUUUGUAGGGACUCCUGUGGGGCAGACUGGGUUCUGUUCACAAACUGCAUCCUGUCACAAUCCAAUUACAUUUCCAUUUCCUGCGUGCCCUGUGGUCUUGUUUCUGUGCGUACUGUUCAAAUACUGCAAGAGGGCUCAGUAUGCACACAUGCAUGAACACACGCACACACACAGACAAAACCCUGCCUGUAACCACACCACCUCCACCCAUGAAAUAUUCAUUCAGACAGGGUAUUUACACCAGUUAAGUGUCUUUCUCCAGGGUAGCAGACAGCUCAGCACUGUGGAAAUAGGAUAAGAGGGGAGAAAGGUAAGCUGGAGACAAACGAGGAAAAGAGGAGAGUGUUGCAUGAUACCGAGUAAAAUUCAUAACCAAAAAACUAAAACUGACGUGACUUAAUUGGAAUGCAACAGACAAAAAGUGAACACCUGAGGGGGAAAGAGGAUGAAAUCUGACUUUUAAUGGGAGAAAAAAUGUCAGAACAACUGCCUCACUUUGCUUUCAAAGUUCCCUACCAUCCUCCACCUCUGUGUUUGUGUUUGGUUCAAAAGAAGUUGGAUAAAAAAAAGAGAAACACCUUAAACACGGGAGAAAGGCACAUUUAAAUGCUGUUAAGUGAGUCCUGAGUGGUCGCUGCCACCAGCCGUCACCUCACACCUUUCGCAGACAGCUGUAAGUGCUUCCCAUGAGCUCUGCACGGCCUAUCAGAGCAGGUGGCGAUGACAGACAAGGCUAUCCUCUGUUUGAACACGGCUGCAUGAAAUACUGCACACUGAUUGGUCAGUUUCUGCUGUUUUGGAACAGACCACCGCAAUAAAAGACAGACUUGUUGCUACAUGCACAAUUCUGGUUCAACCUGAGCUACAAGUGAAGUCUGAAGAAGUUUGGUAUAUGCAGCAUCAUCUUCAUCUUAACAAUGAAGAAAAUCCACAAAAACAUCAAGGACACAUUAAAGAAAGACUUUGCCAGCCAAAGCUGAGUGUCACUGACCAAUGCAUAGAAAUACAAUGUGUAAAAACCCACUGGACUUUCAGGAGAGUCAACUCUGCUGAAGUCACCUCCACAAGUGAGCUGUGGCUCUUAGCUAGCUGUGCUGACUUUGACUAGAGUUUAAGAAAGGAAAAGUCACACUAAGUAUUUAACUGAGUGCCUCCCACAUGCCUGUACAUCUUACUUUGAGUUUUGUGUUUGCAUGUUGUUGGAUUUGCAUGCAGUUGUUUUGGGUGUUUGCUGCAGACUUCAUUAUCACUGCAUUUGUUUUGGACUUUUUGAUAUUCUUUUGAAUUUUUUAUCAUCUCUGGACUUGCUGCGUGUUUCUCUUUGUGGGUCACUGGGACCACUGCAGAUCAGUUAACCUUACUAACCUCAAUAUUUUGUUCAGCAGAUCUGUUAAUCAACCACAUUCAUCUUUUCUUUAAAUGUCUAGUUCAACGUUACCACAGCUCAGGAAAAUAUUGUGCACUGACCAUCAAAACUUGUUGGUGCAUUCAGUGAUAGCUAUGAAACAUGGCUGGCCUAGACGCUUUGCAGAUUUGGUACUUUUACUUUAGCAAUUUAACAUCAAAGUUAGGCUUUAUUUGAUCCGUUUUGGUUAUUUAUUACUUGCUGCACUGUAAUGCUUUUUGUUGUUUAGAUGUAUUUGAUAAUACAUAAUAAUAAUCACUGUCUAUUUUAAUUCAUGUUGUUUUGUUCACAUGUUGUAUUUAGUACCCUUAGGUAAGGUCAAAUCAACUGUUUUAGUUGAUGUGUCAAUAAAGCCUUGAAUUGAGUUUAACACCGCUAUAGGUUCCAGUUUUUUCAACACAUUUUGUUCCUAUUCCAUUGUUUCAUGUUUUCUUUAAUGGCUUUAUCUGAUUGUAUUUGAAGUUGCACAUAUUUCUAUGUUCCACAUUCAUGUUGAUUAACACUGGACUCAAAUAUCAGAUAGAUUUAUUGUAUCCUAAUUGAUUCUGAUACAUUUUUGCACUAAAAGAGGAUAUCUGUAGAGGUAAUAGGAAAGUAAUUUAAAAUUGACGCAUGUUAUUUUCUGGAAACCAUGUGAUAAGAAGGGGAAUUGAACCACAGGUUGGCUAUUUCAAUAUGAAGAGAUCCUCUGAGAGAUGAGAUUCCUCAGUUAGACUUUUUAUUUCCUUGCAAUAAAACAGAGUUGUACUCUCUUUAUAUAACCUAUCUUCCUUUAUCUCGUUCUCUCUCUCUCCUCUUUACUCUUAAAUUAAACGAUGGUCUGAAUGACUGACUGCAUGAAUGAAACGUGCACUCCUCUGAAGCUUUAUUCCCUAUCUUCUUCUGCUUCUCUUUCCUUCUCUCUGCUGUCACUCAGAGGAAAUCGCUUCUGUCACAGCAGACCACAUAGAUUUGUCGGUGUGUUUUGGUCAUGCUCUGCCUCUUUUUUUUCUCUUUCCCACACAUGUAGGCAGAUUCUUUGGAGCGAUCGCACCAAUCUGCUGCACAGGGAGCAGUCCUUCACCGGAGAGGAGGGGUGAGGGUUUGGAGGGAGGCAACACAUUCUCCCCCUCCUCUCCUCUCCAUCCUCCCCUUCACGGACCAACAUAUGUGCAGGAGGGGGAGGUGAAUGCAGAGGUUGAAUGUGUGAGUGUGUGUGUAUAUGUGUGAGAGUUUACGUGUGUACGCGUGUGAGGAGGGUUCAGCCAAUCAGAGCAGCACCAGGUACCUCUCCCCCCUCUUGCCUUUGUUUGGUCUGCUCCAUCUCCCCCCUCAGUGGUUUCUGCUGCAGUAUAAGUCACAGCCUGCGCCGCUCGCUCUGACAUACACACGCGCGCACACGCACCUAACAGGGAGACAGACAUGCACACACACGCAUACGAGCGCAAAUCCUCUUACAACUCGCCAGUGCCCAGAGCAGAUUAAGAGGCUGCACAUCUCAAAUUGUAUUCCAAAUGUGCCACCUUUGCACGGGUCUUCUUCCUCUCCUUUUUGCACUUUCUCCUCUUUCUCCUGUGCCACAACCGGACUUCUCCUCUGCACCUGCUUCUGCUGCUGCUGCUUCCUCCUCCUCCUCCUCCUCCGCUCCGUCUUCAACCUCUGGCAACCGGCCCGUUUGCCUCUGCAGCUGAGAUGACCAGGCAGCCAGCCUGAGGCAGAGGAGGAACCGGCCCGGCUCACAGACACAGAGCUAUAGUGAGAGGGAGAGGGAGGAAAGAAAGACAGAAAGAAAGAGGUUGAAAAGGUAGGGAGAGAAGGAUUAUUUCUGUUUGAGAGUGCCUCUGGAGGAAGAAGAAAGGAGGGGGGGUCAGCACGGCCAGGUUCGGAGAAUUGGAGGUGGUGGUGGUGGAGGAGGAGGGGGAGGAGGGGGGAAUAGAAGAGGAGACAGCUUCAGCGAUUAGAGGAGAGAAGAAGGAGAGGAAAAGAGGAGCAGAGUGUUGACCAUGAAGGCUCUGUUGCUGCUGGUCCUGCCCUGGCUCAGCCCGGCCAACUACACUGACAAUUUGGGCAACCUGCACAUCCUCUACUCUGAGCUGUGAGUACAACAACAGUCAGCAUCCUCCUGCAUCCUCCCUCCAGCAUCCCCCCCUAUCAUCAUCUCUCCCCCUCCAUCAUCCCCCCCCUCUAUCAGCUGUCCAUCUCACCCUGUUAUUGUGCACCUCUGUCACUCUGACCAGCCGUUGAUUCGUGUGUUUGUGUUCAUGCAAAACUUCCAGUGUUUACAUCUUUAUCCUCACCUCUCUGGUGAGGACAUCAGUCAUUGAUCGUCAUCUCCUGUUUGUUGGUCUCAGUCGGUUGAGCUUUGUGCUGUUCAGGACAGUUUGGACACUCCAGCACUGCAGCAUGGCAUCUCUCUCUCUCUCUCUCUCGCUCCCUCUCUCUCUUUUUCUCUCCUCCUCCAGCAGCAUGUGCGAGUGUGUCCGUUAUUGAUUUGAGUGAAAUGUCAGCAUGCUUUUGCUCACAGUUGUAGGGUUUUUUUACGCUGUGUGUGUUUUUGUUUGUGGUCCUGCUGAGUAUAUAUGGCUGGCUGUAACUACAGUGUGUUUGUUGUGGACUUUCACCUCAGCAUUAAACAUUUAUGGCUGGCUCCUCUUGCAUGGCAUCUGUUUACUAAAGGCUGAAAGAUCCUUAAUGUGCACACACAACCAUAAAAUAACACAUAAACAAAAUACAAACACACCUGUUGGUGCACACUCGCCAAACGGUUUCUUGUUUUUCAUCAUCAUUUCAUCAAUAUUUCAUCAGUGGUCCCAACAGCGUAAACAGACAGAUAAACAGCACCUUUCUGUUGAUUUUUGUUGAAAAUGGUGAUAAAUAUGAUUGCCCCAGCUCCACAAGGCUCAAAUGACAUUUCUUUCUUGUCUGUUUUGCACAUUUAUAUCGUUUUGCAUCAUUAACAUCAGAAAAAAGCAGCAAAUAUUAAGAUAUAUGGAGCUUAAAGUUGAGCAUUUUCUUGAAAAAAUGACUUGAAUGUGAGUGGGUUUGUCGUCAGGACGUGGAGUAAUUGACUGAUCAUUCGCUCAGAAGAAAAAGCAGCAGCCACACUCCAGUCUACGUCACACUCUCCCGUUCUUGGCUCUCCUCCUCUGAAUGUUGUUCUCCGCUCUGUAUUGGCCCUCUGACUCUCUUUGUGUGGGAAGUUAAUGUUGGCUAUAUUCAGCAGCUCCGUGUGAAGCCAGAGCUCUCUGAUCCCCGAGCUGAGCUAUACGCUGCGCUCUCCAGCCUGCCGGAAAUGUCCCAUUAUACUGCAUGAAUACAUGGAACAAUAGAGCACCCUGCAAAUCCCUCAUUUCAUUGUAUGCCCUCUCACUGAGCAGAGCUUUGGCUCCUGCAGACACCAACAGCCCAUAUUGCACGGCAGCGGUGGAUGCCAAUGAAGAGAGGAGAAAGCGGGAAGAAGGGCAAAGUAGGCAGAUUGGUUGGAAGAAGAAAAGCAUGAGAAAAGAAAUCCAAUAUACAGGAAGAAUAGAGGAAGGAGGAGAAGGCAAUAAGGAUGAAAAUGGAGUGGACAGAGGUUCAGCAGAGAGAAGAGGAGAGGGGAGAUGAGAGGAGACAGGAGGGUGUAAGGUCACAUCCUGAGCCUGCUGUCCAUAUGGCCGAGACCAUAGACUGUAUACAUAAUGGACACCAUGAGGUCGCUUGGCAGUGUGUUAACUACCUUUUGAAGCCUCUAAUUCAGCACACAGGCUACUGAUUAUAUCUUUGCUUUUGAGGCAGAACUGGUCGUGUUUGGAUGAGAGGGUGGAGCUGGAAAGGAGGAAUGGGUUAGCGAUGGGUUUUCACGCCCAAAGCUGAGACGUUUUUGCUGCAACAAAUUAGUAGAGUAAACAUCAAGUUUCUAACAGAAUGAGAGUUUAUUUGUGGUAGAAGCUGAGCAGAGUUGUUUGAUUGGGUUAAAGACAGUAAGAAUUGUAUUCUAGCAUACGGAACUUUUACUCUCCUGGAUCCCGAAAAAUCUGAUUGGAGAACUCACAAAAUCCCAGAAUCAGGGACAGAUAUUGAUAUUCAGAAUGUGCAUAUUCAUUUGACUUAACAAUAACAAGUUGUCACCUACAUUUCCUGUUUUUGUCAGCGUAAGCCCCAAAAUAGUGGUCAUGUGCUGUGUCCAAGCUGUAGUGCUUCCAUUAUGCUCUAUUACCCAGAUGUAAGUAAGAAUCAUUGACAGAUGGCAUUUUGUUGUGUGGCUCAGUUUUGAUCUAUAAAACGGAGAUAAAGUUCUAUAUAGGCUGUGUUUGUUUAUACUGGGAUAUCACCCAGCAGACCACUAUGACAUUAUUUACCUGCAAUGAUUCAGUGUAAUGCCACAAAACAUGCUCAAUUCGUCGCAUUUUGGAUGUUUGUUUACUCCUAAAACAAAUGUGAAUAAAUGUACAGUAAAACAAAGACGAACACAAUAAGUGAUGAACGUGCUACGGACAUGCCUUUCCCUAACUUGACUGAGAGUGUUGUUCAAAAACUUUCUACAAAUACUGCAAUAAUGUUACCAUAAUCAUUUAAGUCUGCAAUGAUUGUGAGGCAAAUCAUGUUGAAUACACUCAACAGAACUUUAUUUGCGAUUUUCUAAGACGUUUUGACGUGUUUGUAUCUGCUGUGAAGUUGGAUGUUUUAACAUGAAGUUUGUAAGGGAUUGACUCACUUUGGAGUCAGCCUCUAGAGGACACCUGAAGAACUGCAGUUUGAGGAACUUGUUUGUUUUGGUCAUAGGAACUUUGUUGCCUGUGCCAGAGGUUGAUGGCAUCGAAUAAGCCCAGUUUUAGGAGUCGUUUACAGUAUUUGAUCGAGUCUUCUCAGAGCGAGGUGCAUGGACAGUCAGGCAGACUGAGUGUGUCUGCGAGUGUUUUUCCGUUGCUGUGACAGUGAGCUUUCUGCUGAUUAUGACAUGACGGAGAGAAAAACCAGGAGCAGACAUCUCGGACGUGGUGUUUUUCUGCCUGGCUGGAGAGCAGUGGCACGCCAUUUAUCUUUAUCCAUACUGUUGACAGGAGCUGCCUUCAACUCCCCCCGUGUGACCACUGCACAUUUAUCCUGUUUCCUCUCUUCACUCAUGCUUCUCCCUCCUCUCUUUCUGUCCUGAUUUGUUUCAAUUUCAAUGAUUACCACAGUGCGGUUUUAUUGCGUGGGAAAAGUGAGAGUGGUUGCAAUCCGUCUUACUCGCACAUAAAUGUGCGUGCAGAGGCUUGUAUACAGAAUAUAUUGGCUAACAAUGCACAGGGAGAGUAAAUGUUUCUCUGUGAUGAAAUGUAAUCCAGUUACUGCUGUUUUACUUUGUCAGCAGCAGCCAAUAAAAACAGCACAGACGCACACAGGAGAGUCUCUAGAUUGUGAUUUCCUCACUUCUUACUCCACACACACACACACACACACACACAGACACACACACACACACACACACACACACACAGACACACACACACACACACACAAAUUAGACUUUGCAUCCUCCCUCCUCGUCCACUCAGCCUCCCCUGGUAAUAACAGAGCUCUGCUGUAGAGCAUUAAUGAUUAAUCUGUGUUCAUUUCUCGGCCUGAGUUGAGAUUUCUGAAACACUAUCAUUAGCUUAGCUUCCCUCCUUCACAGUCCUCAUCUUUAAGGUGUUUGAUCAACACGCUCUUCGGACGUCUUCUGUAUGGACACUUUCUAACAGGAUUAAACCCUCUCCACUGCCAUGCGCUCGCAUUAUCUGAACAAUACAAGUCAUUUUUUUUAAAGCCCAGGCCAUCUCGAGUCAAACGCAGGGCUCUUUUUGGCCGUUUAGCUGCUUCAAGUGCGGGGCACGCUUUGCUAAUUAGACUUUUGUUUGGAUUAAAUAUUAAUCCAUGAUCUGUAGUCAGGCAGCUCUCCCUGUCUCACCAUAUCUAGCAGACCAGAAAUACACUAAAGGCCGAGGGGAGAUGAGCUGAGAGAUAAAAAUCAGGCUACUUCUUACCCUUGACAACUUUUACAGCUCUCUGAAAAGAGAUAACACUAAAUCAGCUUAAUUAUUUUUCUUUGCACGGGGUGUGACGAACGAAGCAGAUUCAGCGAGUCAGCUGUGGGAGCAUUUAUAUGCAUGGGUAGACAAAGUGUACAGCAGAGCGCACUGCACACACAAUCACACAUGUACUGCAAGGACACAUGUAGAGGACAUGCUGAAGUUGUUCCCAAACAAACAGGGGAAAGCAUUAACUCAUAUCACACAUGACACUUCACAUGAAACAAACCUGCAUGAAAAUAAACACACACAUAAACAAACACACACACACACACUUAGCUGUAACUGAGGUUUGCACCAUGCAUGUGUAAAUACACAGCCACAAAAGAGCAGAUGCAUUAUGUAUGUUCUGAUUUAUUCAUGAAGAAGUGAGAAGCAGGUCAGUGUGUUUACUUCACAGAGACUUUCUGUCAGAUACGUCUCUGCUGGUGCAGAAACUGCAGCUAGGUGCGCGGGUAUUAGUGUCAGUAUGCAGAGAGGGUUUAAAGACGGGAUUUAAAUUCAUGCCCUCAGUGAAAAGCAUUUGACCUAAAUAAAUGGAGGGUUAUGUAGUGAAACAGCUGAUCAUAAUACUUUUUUAGUUAGUUAAACCUUUCUAGACUGUUUCUUUGUGGAAAAUUAGGCAAAAGUGAUUAAAACAAACGCCUCUUUUGCUUGUGUAUUUUCUGUUAUUUUUGGGUCCUUUUGCUGAAGAAAAAUAGUAAAAUGCAAAGAGUAGAGAGUGAAGGAUGACUAACAGCAAAUGUUUUAUUCCAAUUACCUCAAAAGUCAAAGGCAAAGCGGUGAACGACAAAGGCACGUCUGAGUAAAUUGUGUCUUAGUAAGAGUUGUUAACAUGGAGGAAAGUUGUUUUGCUGAUUGAUUUGAUUAUAUCUAAUGAGACCAAGUUGCUGACAAACACUAUUAAAAGUAUAGCUUUUCGAUCGUUGAUACUAAGGGCAACCAUCUUGGAUUUUAAACUCAGGGUUACUGAAGCUUCUCUGAACCAAGAGAGGAAACACAACUCCACUUCUCCAUUCUUUAAAAGCUCAGAAAGAUGUUUGUCCAACAAAGUGCACCAAGAAAAUAAAAUGUGCUACAAUAUUAAGAUUAGGGCUGCAACUAACGACUAUUAUGAUAGUCGACUAGUCACUGACUAUUGAAACAAUUAGUUGACUGAUCGGAUAGUUACGUGCCUUCUCCUCAAAUAGUUGUUCAUCACCGGUGUGCUGCCAUGAUACGCAAGGUCUGCUUUGCAAACCUUGCAAGUUUUUUUUUUUUUUUCCAAACUUUGGAGGUACUCGUAGCUGCUGUAUGGGAUGCCAGCGCCGCCAUGUUUGAAUACCUUACCGCUCGGCGGAGACGCUGUUGCACAUGUGUGUCCUAGGCAAGGAUUGUAAUGAAGCAGGAUGCCUCACUCCACUAGAAAAAAACACGUCCGGCGACAAUAGUCGGCUACUUCUUACUCUUAAACGGAAUUUAUUGUCUACUUUUUUUCAUUAUCCAUUUUUGUCAACGUCAACUAAUUGUUGCAGCCCUAAUUAAGAUAUAAAGAGAGUCACUGCCAAGCUUUGACAACAAAGGCUGCAGAACAGAUAAGUCCUGCUUGCAGCUAGAAUAAUAGUCAGUCAUAGUUGAACUAUCUGAUUUCAAAGAGGGUCAUUGCCGCUCUUCAGCACAUAACCUUGUUCUCAGCAUCAGCUGUUUUUGUCACUGUGCUCAUGGCGACCUCAGAAAGGUCAAUUUUGACCCGAAGUAUGACCCAAAGAUGUACAGCUACUGCUGUCAGGACACAACUUCCAACCAUUGUUCUUUUUUUUUUUUUAAAUGUCCUUCAGUACAAGCAAAUACUAAACGUACAGAGCACUUUUAAAAAGGCCUGGUGGCCCAGUUAAUGUGAGGAAACUUCUGCAACAUCUCAACAGUCUGGGCUUGUGAGAUGUACAGUUUAUAUGGAACCACAGUUUCAAUUUAUGACUCAGUACUAGUAGAAAUUAAAGUAUAGUCAUGCUUGCUUCUACAAAAAUCUUUCAGUUUGCAUUAAAAUACUGCAAACAGAGCUUUUCACUGAGUCCUCUCCUCUCUUUAAACCAAAACACAAGUCAUAAAAACGGGUAAAGAUGCAAAUUAAAGCACUUUAUCAUUAAAGCCAGCAUUCCUUUACCUUUAAAACAUAUACAGGGCAUUGUGGGAGUUUACUACAAACUUUAACUAAGCCUUUUUCUGGGUUUGUUUCCUUCAGUGUUCAUUUUUCAUGAGGCUUUUAUCGAAGCCAAAUUAUCAGCAGAGUUCUCUUCUACAAAAUAAAUGGGCCAAGUAAUUAAAAUCAGUAGGGAAAAAAGAAAAUAAAAAAAACAAUAAAGCAGAUCCAUAUUAAAAUCAGUGUCUCGCUGAUGCUCCUCUGCCAGCACAGGAUGUGAGGAGGGGCUGUGAGUGGAUAGCUUGUUUUUGGGUCAGGAUUCCUUUUAUUUUCAACAUUUAUGAGCUCUGAAAUAAGAGCUAUCAUCUCAACAGAGUUCUCCUCCCUUUAAAGAGCAAAUGGACUCCCUAAUCAAAACAAGGGAGACUCCUAUAAAACACAACAUCAGUUUCUCGCACUACUUUGAAAACAGACACUGGAGGUCGAACAGAGAAGCUGCAGGCUUAGCUGCAAUAGUUAACUGUUUUUGAGUCACUUUUUUUCAUAUUCCUGGAGGAUAUUGGGGGUCGACUUUCAUUUCCCUUUCAUGCCCCUUUUCCAUCACUCAUUUUUCCUGACAGAAACACUCGUUUUUAUCUCGCUUGCAGCAGAAAACAGGCAUGUUCUCCUGAACAAAGCAAUUUAUCCUUUCCAAGCCAAACAAGUUUGAAUGCGAUCUGAUUGGGAUUGCCUGGCUCUAUUUAAAAGUAUGAUUUAUUUGUGUCCGCAGUGCAGACCUCCUUCUAAAUCACUCCCACUGUGUGCCCUACACCCUUGGCUGUAUCACUAAGGAUGUGCGUAUUGUGGAAAUAGAUGUCUGCUAACCUUUGCCUCAGGCCGGCUCCCUGUCUGGUCGGUGUUUAUGGUCUUUAAAGCCUGACAUGUUUAACAUGGAGCAUUUUCGACGGUCUCCUGUCUGCAGCCGGCUAAUCUGCAGGAGGGGUCCCGUACGAGCAUCCUGCAGAGCGGAGAGGAGAGCAGCGUGGAGUUAAUCUCUUACACGAACGGUAUCCUGCUGAGCGGCAGGGUGUGGGGAGGGCUGAUCAGCGCUGGCGGAGAGUCAGGCGGUUGUACCAUGGCACGUGAAGGUGGGGAAAACAGGACACUGCCAAGGGCUAGUGUGGCACAGAAUGAGAAAUAUAGGCUAAAGGGUGCCAAGAGCAAUAUGGGACAGCGGCCUGGUGGGGAUUCUCUGUGAUUGUGUGGAGAGAGUUACUGUGCGACUCAGUUCAGAGAGAGGAAGGUGCACAUAAUAUUUCAGUGAAUGGCUGGAAAGCUUUCUCUGCAGGGGUGGACAUAUGUGAGAAGAGGUAGUAAAGGCAGAGCCAGCUCAGCCGGAGAGCAGAGGAUAAAUCAAUUCUACUACUUCCUGCACUCUUCUUCUCUGUUGACAAAACAGCAAGGUUGCUCUGCAGGUUGAAACCAGAUGCGGACGCAAUAAAAAGCUGCACAAAUGUCCUUCCAGCCUGAUCAUGAGGUCAGACCCGGACUGAUGAUCGUGUGUAUUGAUUGGCUGAAAAAGCAUGACUCAGAGUUUGGGCUGCACCUAACAGGCUGACUCGCCUGGCAGGCCUCCGCACUCGUAAACACAGAAACAGGAGUAGCCAAACCUGCCCGGCCACUGCUGGGAGGCUGCACGGGAGCUCAGCAGAAACCUGAACACAAAGCGAGGAUUAAUGCUCUGCGUGGGCUGCGGCGCACACUCACUUUCAUUUUUUGGUUGCAUUCAUCUUCAUAUCCUGUGAGGAGUCGCACCCAGCCAAACCUCGCCUCCUGCUUCGUCUGUGUUUGGAAACAAGCUCAGAGGAAAUAUCCUCCCAGCUGAGACCAACCCCCCCCGGCUGUGGUCUCACCCCCCUCCUCUCCUCUGGCAGCAGAUGGGAUUACCCCUCACAGCAGGCGGAUCCAAUCAACACACCAGCCCAUCCUCUGAUUAACACUCCUCUAGUUCAUCAUUAACUGGAUUACUCUGUCCAUCUUUACGCUGCUCUUCUCCCUCUGUCUAUGAAUCUACCUAUCAUCUACCCAUCCCCCUACAAUCAAACUUUACUUUAUGUGUUUGGCAUGUGGCUGCAGUGUGUGAUAAAAAAGUAACUGAUUGAUACUAAUCACACUGGAAGGAAACACUUAAUACAAGCCUUUUGUGCAUCUUUGUGCAAUGCGAGUUUCAGUGUCAGCACAGUUGUACUCCAAGAAUUUCUAAAGGGGUUUUAUUCAAUAUCUUUUUAUGUUUUAAUGAGUUAAAGUCUAAAAAAAAGUCCUGGCUUUAAUCCAUUGAAUUCACUUCAGCCAGCAGCUGCAAAAUUGGCUGCAAUGGCAGCAUCAUGCUCCAUUGAGGGAGAUGUUCCUGAUUGAAGUGCAUCCACUUUAAGAGCUUGUUUUGCCAAUUAAACGCUCAGAUUGUUUUUCUGUCUGUAAAAAAAACACUGAAAGGAUCCCAACAGGGACAGACUUUUUUGUUAGAUAAAAACAGGAACACAAGUUACAGUAUAUGCUCUUUCUGAGCCACCAGAAUCCACUGAGAAAAACAGUACUUUUACCACAGAGAGGGCAUAGGAGUUAUUGGUCUACUCCUGUCUGGACUUUUACUCAUUUAUUUGCUGUUUCAGACUGUGUUUGGAUUAGAACAGCCCCAUUAAAAUCAGAAAAGUCUUAACUUUUCAAUUAAAAAUAAAUCAGUGCUCAUAUGACAGCAUCGUGAAAAAGAUCUCUGCACAUAAAUCUCGCAAUAAUGUUGACAGACUGUGGCAGAAGUUGGUGGUAUAAACUUGUAAUGAAACACCAAACAGUAUGUUUAUAAGUUCGAAAAUUGGAUUUAUUGCAUUUGCCUGACUAAAACUGGACUUUUAAAACACAUGUAAACUCAUUAGUCCAACCAGAAUAACUCUAGAUCAGGCUUUACAUCAAACUUUUCUUUAUUACCAAGUAAGUAAGUAACUUGUUAAUGGGGGAGCGAUUUUCUCUUCCAUGGUCUAAGCCUCCUGUUCAUGCUCCUGGGUUCACACAUCCGACUCUGAUUUGGAAGUUGAACCGCACAAAUUCAUUGCUGAGUGGAAGACAAACUUGACAGAGGAAGAAAGAAGGUAUAAACACAUAAAACUACAGAGCUAUAAAAGUGUCAGUGUUUUCCAUGUUCCAAGUACAUCCCCUCAGCCACUUGCUAAUGCAUUUGAUUCGGUACGUAACACGUCAACCUGGAUGCACCCUGGUGUUAAGAAGCUGAAAGGGGACAUGUCACCACCCAGACAUACACUUCUGCAGACAUACUUCUAUCAGUAUUUAUAGUCUUGCAAAGUAAAUGUAAACCUAGGACAGUAGUCCAGUUAAAUUGCCUAACUAUGCAAUAACUGUAGCUUGACUUAACCAUGUGGCAAUUGUCCUGAGAAAACCCAAACACCUGUAUAUUAAGGCAUUCAUCAGAGAAUUGAGUACGAACAAUGAGGAACAAACACCUAAAUUUGUGCAUUUCAAUUUUACAGACAGGAGUGACAUUUUCCAAAGAUUCAAACUGUAUUUUCAGUCACUCAUUUCCAUGCAAAGGAGCAGCAGAAAAAUAAUAAUAAUGUACCUUUUUUAUUGACGUUGUUCAUUUGUGCAACCACUAAGCCAAGAUUAUACAAAGCAUUAAAGGCUGCACAAUAUUGUAUGAAAACUGAUGUUGCCGUAGUUGUCCUCAGACGUCUGCUCUUCAAUCACAUCUCCUGGUUUAACCCUGCUGGUCUCCAUAUUCUGAAAGUGGCUCUGACAGCCUCAUGGAGGAGAGAGUUAAGGUGAAGAGACAUUCAUGAACUCCACCUGGGUCACUGCCGGUGUUUGCAGCACUGGGCUCUCUGGCAGCUCGCCCAGUAGAAGCGUGUUGUCUGGUUUGCUGCUUUGGGAGAUUAGACUUACUGCUCUUAGCAAAGCUUUCCUUCCCUAACAUAGAAGACAACUCACCACUAUAUUCUUGUCCUUUACCUGGAGGAGGGCAAAAUAAAGCAGAUAUUUCAUAGUCAUAAAUCUCAGGCCUUGGGACUGCUCAGACUCAGGGUAUCUGUGAUGGCAGCAGAGUUGUAUAAUGACAUUCUCUGUGGGCAAAUGUGGACAUCUUAUCUUGUCCUAUGCAUAUUAAGGAAGUAUUUUAUAUGAAAACAUUAACCCUGUUGUCUUUUAAGGUCAAAUGUGUCACUCAUGGAGAGUAUGUCCUUUUGGUUGUUUCUUUGGCGUGCUGUUUGACACUUACCCCCCUUACUGCAGUUUCAGGCAUCAAACAUCCCAGUAUAGCAUUUAAUGAUCUUGUCGCUGGUUGUCUUGUUUGCUUCUGUUGUUCAUAAAGAGACGUCAGUAUCACUUUCAGUCUGUUUCAGCCAGUGAAGAACUCCUCACAGUGGCUUUAACCGUGGAAAAGGAGAAACUGGUGACAGCAUGAUGUGUUGUAGCUUAUAUGACUGACUUGUCAUGUCCUACAGUGUGACUAUUAGACAUGUGCAUGUUGCAGGCAAGAGAAGAGCAGCAACGCCCAUCUAACAAGAGGUGGAACUAUUGAGUGACUUAUGUCGUGUUCCAGUUAACUCAGUAGUCGGAUAGCGUAGCUAGGAAUUACGUUACACCCGAGUUGACGGUGUUCCGUAUACAAGUUGGAAAACCAUGGUGGACUCCUACUGUUAACGGUUGUCAGCUGUCGUUAGCCGUUUUCAGUUGUUGUUAGCCAUUGUCAGCUGUCGUUAGCCGUUUUCAGUUGUUGUUAGCCAUUGUCAGUUGUUGUUAGCCGUUUUCAGUUGUUGUUAACCGUUUUCAGUUGUUGUUAGCCGUUGUCAGCUGUUGUUAGCCGUUUUCAGUUGUUGUUAGCCGUUGUCAGCUGUUGUUAGCCGUUUUCAUCUGUUGUUAGUUGCUGUUAGCUACACCAGUUGUAAACAACGCAUAACACAGUAUUUUACUCGUACAAACACCAUAGCACCAUGUUCACAGCUAGACGUUGGGCAGUACAACAUAAACCGCUUAUUUCAUUUCACAAAAACAAAAGUGUUAAUAAGUAAUACAUUACAGGAGCUUUCACUGUUACCUUUUACUGUUCACUGCGCUACCAUCUUGGGUUAUGACGUUGUCGUCAAGUCGGGGUUGGUAAGGGAUCGCCCAAUUUUCCAAGUCUGAAAUCCGACUUCAGGGGGCCAUUCCAGAUUAACUUCUGACUCGGAGCUCAGAAAUCCUGACUUCUGAGUACAACUGGAACGCAGCAUUACUAUCAACUUUCUUUGCAUGUUAUACACAUUAACUCAGUAGAAAUAAAGGGGAGGCCUAGAGGGCUAGCUUUGGAUUUUGAGGAAUAUCUGUCAGUUUAAUCAAAUUAAAACAGUCUUUGUUUGCUCUCACAGUGGCAGAGACAAUGACUCUUCAGUUGGCACUAAGAAGCAUCUCUGUAUUCAAGUGCUCCCAGAAUAAACUCCACACAAACGCUGCCAGCUCUCACACAUUUUCUGUCACACAAAGAAUUCCCCCUAAAUAUCACACUAACACUCGUAUCCAGCACUUUCCCUCAGUGAGGAAAGCUGCAGGCUGCCUCAUGGUGCAACCCCAGAGUGUGUUUUCAAAAGAGUCAGAAAGUUGGUUGCUGGUGUCAGGACUCGUCAAGAAAAACUGUCUGCUUUCAGAAUAAUAAGGAAUUUGGAUGAGUAAGCGGAGCCGAACUAAGGAAAAGACUCUUGGGUCAUACUCAGGACAGACAGCUGGUUAGUUUGAGAAUAAAUUUAGCUUCAAAAUUAAAAGCAUUUUAUUGAUUGUAGGCGUGAGAAAUCCUCAGCUUAGUUUCUGUAUCCGACUGCCUGACCCGAACUCCUCACCCCCAGCGGAGGUAAUUUGCGCCGUCUGUGGAGUCAGGCCCAACACGAUUGUCCGCGGUGGCAGCCAGUCAGUCAGUCAGGGAGCGGAGAGAGUAUUUGGGUUAGGAAGGAUAAUCCACUCACCCCUAAAGAGGAUUGCAGAAUCUCACAGGCUUUGAUGAGUUGUGAGCUGGUGUUUAUUUCACCUCACAAGAACAGGGCUGUUUGUGUCAGAGCCAGAGUGCUUCAGCAUGAGCACCAUGUCACGGAGUGCAUCAUGGGUAACUUUUAUAAAGCCGGGGAAAGCGGAGGGAGAGAAGGAAAGGGAGUAGAGGAAAAGGGGGAUAAAGGAGGUGGGAGUGCAGAGGAUGUUUUGGCAUGUCUACUUCUUAUCUCUGCACAGAUCCGGGUUCAGAGCGAUGCUGUGAUAACUGAGGCUGAGCUGACUGAGACACGAACGCUGCAGCGCUAAUGAGCGUCCUCUAAGCUCAGUGAUCGGCCCUGAAAACUGAGGCAUUAUGGCCACUACUCACUCUGCACUGAACCCAACAACACACCAGUACAAACACACAUUUUUCAUUGUAUUGCCAUGUCCAUCUAUACUGCGUUGGAAAAAUAUAUUAUUUUACUGUGAACAAUACACAUUUUGUCCUUGUAUACAGUUUUAAUUACUCAACAUUUGUUAUCUGCUGAAUUUAUCUGAAAAAUGUAUUUUAAACAUGUCAUUAAUGUAAAGAAAGAGAAUAAAACAACAAAAAAGCAAUAAACCUGGCAGUCAUAUUCAACACAGACAGUACAUUUUCGUAAAAAGUAUGAUGAAGUAUAUACUUAUUCUUCCAACGACAACACUAACAUCUUUCCAGUGUCACUUCAUCAGAAUAAAAUAAACAUAAAUGAAUUAAUAAAUUCACCAAGCUUUGCAAUCUGACCUCUUAUUCUCCAGCUGGAAAUACUAUUGUGUGUUCUUACCAGAUAUUCCACAGUACAAUUCACAUUUUACUGUAAAUAUGCAUCAUCUUAAGUUUAUUAUUUACAUUUUGACUCUGCAAAAAUACAGUAUCCACAAUGCAGUAUAGGUUUGAACAGAAUUUGACAUGAUCUACAGGAUAAUAUACUUUUUUGGCUACUAAAUAUAUAUUAUCCAAAGCACAUUUUCACUGUGCAAAACACAUAAUCGGCAACAAAAUUCACUUUUUUACAUGCAAAAUACAACUUUUUGUAUUGAUUUACAUGAUCUUUUGCUUUAUACAGCAUUUUACUCUGCACUUGGUUUCUUGAAUUCACUGUAGAUAUAUUUCUGCAGAAAAUGCAUUAUUCAUGGUGUGAUUCAAAAUAUACUGUAAUAUUGAUUUUUAUCUUGCAGUACGCACUUCUUUAGUGCAAAAUACAUGAUCCUCUGAGAAUAUCCAUUUUCUGCUAUGUAAAAUGCAAAGCUCCUUGUACUAGGUACACUAUUUAUAUGCAGUAAACAUUUUCCACCUGUGCAAUUAUCAUUAUUCCUGGGAAAUAAGACAUUUCCUGUAACCUACAUUAGUGAACUUGCUUCAUGCUCAUCUUUCAUGUUCAAAUUGUGACUGUGGAUGCGUGAAAAAUGUACAUUUAAAGUAAAACAUUUCUUAGUUUUCUCUCCAUAGAAAAAUGUCAUCAAAAGUGAUCUUUUCUUUUUAUUAUCAUGAUAUUCAGGGUUUCCUCUUUUUCAUUUUUCUCAUGAGUAGAGAUUUAAAGUAUGGAUAUCUCUGUGAGCAUACCUCCCUUGGUGCUCCGAAAAUCGGCCUUUAAUUGGCUCACUUAUUUGCCUCUGAGACUUGAAGACCACCCUGCUGUGAGAGAGACAAGGGUCUUUCUGUCAUGCUCUCCCGCCUGUAACCUUAGGAAACCCUCUCUGUGGCCUUAAUGUUAAACCCUAAGCAGCUGAGAUAUAGCUGCAGGUUUUCCAGUAAGUCUUAUCCCCCUAAAGGGAGGGGAUUUUAAUUAACAGGAGACAAAGCCUUUAAUAAACCAGGCGCUCAGUAAACAAUGGCUGCUGUCUCUGAGACUCUCUGUUUCUGGGACUGAUCAAAAAUACCAGACCUUCUCUGUUUUCCCAGCGACAGCUCUAAAUAUAUUUCCUCCUCUGGUUUUUAUCCUCUGUGUCUGAGCUUUUAGAUUUCAGAACACGCACCAGAAAUGAACUCCUUUAGAUCUUCUUUUUUUUAAACUUGUGCUCAGUGUGUAUUCAUUAAAACUUGGACAGACAUUUCCUUAAGUUUGGGUGGUCUGUAAGAUUUAUGUAACUGAAUGAACCUGUAUUGGACGGUAUUUUGCCCAUUUCCACCAACAGACUGUGGUUUUACUUUUUCCACUCACCCGGCUGAAACACAGGAAUGCUUUCGAAGGCUUCAAUUCCAUUUAGUCAGCUUGGACCACAAGUCUUAUACAAGUGGGUGUAGGUAGGAAGAAUAAGAAUAAAGAAACCGUUCAGCUAAGGUUUUAUGGUCAGAAGUCUUUGGUGUGGAGUUAAUCUAAAAUCUAAAUGAAUAUAUUAUCGCCAGCCAAGAAAAGUUAAAGCUUUCCAGGAUAUUGAAAGAGCAGCUCUGAGCUGUGAAACAAGAACAACACAUAAAACUGUAAUCUGUGUUUGUUUUAAGAUAUUAUUCUAUCUAACUUUAAUUCCUCAUUUCUCCGGGAGGCUUUGAAAGGACUUUAAAAAGACAUAAAUGGGAUGUCCUCUGCGAUUUCCUCAGCGCUGACUCUAAAAUUCUGCAAAAACUAGUGUUAUAUUCAGCAGAUAAGAUUCACCUGUGUUACUGUUUUGGUAUUUAUGCACUUAGGUGGAUGAGCUUGAUGCGUAAAUUAGCAUUAUUUUCUUGCUGUUAUUUUGUUUUUAAACAUUACGUUUGGACUUUGAUGCUUUUUAGUGGGAGGAUGAUAAAGACACUCAGAAGAGAGAAAGUGGGGGAUGACAUGUAGCAUUGAGAGCUGCUAUAGCCUCUGUACGAGCCCCAUAAAUGUAUAUAUAUAUUUUUUUUACUGAUUACUAUCUUAGUUUAGCAUCUGAACAGAUGGUGCUAAUCUCUUAAUUCAUCUCAUAAUUGGUCAUUAACUAAAGCAUUUAAAGCUCCUGUGAGGCACUUUUAACUGCUUAUGAAACAGACCGAAACAGUAACUACAAAACUGUUCAAAACCAUCAGAGAGAAAACCAAUUGUAUAGUUGUUUUAUAUACCUGUUUAUUAAUGCUCUGGAUGAAGUGAUUAUGGUUAUCGAUCACUGGUGUCUGAUUUGCAACUUUUCACCAUAUAUUGGUAGAGUUGCACCGGGGCCUUUAAAUUAAAGGAGGAUGACGACAGUAAAUAUUACUAAGGCUGAGCUUACACUGCAGGUUGAAGCUGAUUCUGACAUGAUUUCUAAGUUGCAUGACUGUUUUGAAGUCAGGCUGACUUCCAGCGUGAUUGCACAUGAUUUUCCAUGUAGUGCACAGAGAGAGCACAGUGAACAAAGAUUGCCUGACCAGAUGUACCUGACUGGUUAGAUGAAUUUCCAGGAUGUUAGGAAUUUUGGUCAGCAGACUGCACAGUCAUGACGACGAAGAAUAGAGCCACCAUUCCCCAAUUUUCAAUUACAUUUUUUUUCCUGAUAGCACCCGUGCAAAAUGACAAAGUGCAGAUGUACACUUUUUAGCAACAACAUUAGGACCACCUGCAACAGCUCUGACUUUAUUUUUACUCUUACCAUCGUCUGAAUUCUCAGCUUUUGUUGUCACGUCAGAAAAGUGACAACUGUGUUUAGUUUCAAUGAUAAAAGUUGUCUUCUUCACUUUAAUAUCUCUCUGUGUUUGGGAAUAUUCAAAGGUAACAAUAUGGACAAGUGUCCUGAUUUGACAUGUACAGUUUGAGAACUCAUGUUGCACUUUCCAACACAGCAUUUUAUCACAUUGUGCACACGGUCCAACUCAUGUACUGGAACAGGUCAGCGGAGGUAAACUAAUGUACGCAGUUCAUUAAGCUUCAGCUCUUCUUUUAGUCCAUUCCCAGUAAAGAAAGCUGCACAUCUUAACGCCUUUUCUUGGCUCUGACCUUCGGAGCAGACAGUUUGGAUAAAAACAGCUUAUGUAGCCUUGCAAAUCUGUUCCAUGCAGGCUCAACAUUUAUGCACAGCUGAAGUUUGUUGGGGCUACGUUUGCAAACCCAGAGUAUAUAGACAUUUAGAAAUAAUACGUGCAUCAUAGCACUUUUCCAUUAUUGGAUGUUGCCCCAAGCAGCUCAUAAUUUGCACCCCUGAAUUUGUGCAAUUGGUGUUUCUAAUAGAAAAAAUGCAUGACUUAUUGUCUGCCUAGAGCUCUCUGCUUACACUGCUUCUUUUUUAAUACAUUUCCAUUUGGUGUCUGUACAACUGAAAACAUCACUUAGUAAAUGUAGGCAGGCUGUUUUCCUCAUUAUCGUACCUGCAGUCAAAACACACAGAAAGUUACAGGACGCUACAAUCUGUUCAGGUUUGUGUCUUGGGACUCCUAUUUUUACAUCAGCCCCUGUCCUUGCAGACAGUUAUGUAAGUACCUGUAGUUUUUUAUUUUUAUUUUUAGCAGUGUCCAGCUUUAAUUCUUCUAAUUGAUAGUGAGUGACACGAGGAGAGCGUCUGCCCUCUGAAGACUGCAGCGCUGCCCUCUCCUCCUCCUCCUCUUCCUCUCCUGCUGCUGAUUGAAAUAUUGCUCUAUUCAAGCUCUUCACUCAGUUAAGUGCUGUGUUGCUGCACAGACAUGCUUGAUAGCAUUCAAUUUACUAACUGAAUGAACAGGAAUAACUCACCAUGGCACUGCCCACACAUGCAGGUACACACACAUGCACACACACAUGGACUGGGUCUCUGUGUUAUGUCAGAGUGAGAUCAAUAGGUGCUUCACUUCUCUGUGAUCCUGUUUCUAAGUGCGAGUCCUGUGGAUACAAGUGAGAUAUAGAGCCCACUUCAGGAUGAAAUGAUUUUCCCUCUGAAAUGUAGACAGAGUGCCUGACCUGCUCUGACAGCUCCCUUAUUGAGACAAAAUGCUCCUUCUACUGAUGUGGUACCCUGAGGGGGACCAACAGCCUCCCUUUGGCUUCAGCAGUUCACCAGCAUCCAGGUUUGUAAGGUGGCUCCACAAUUAAACCUUGCUCUUACCUGAAUCUGGAUCCCAGCAGUUAAAUCCCCGGACUCUAAUUUCAGAUUAGGGGCUUGUUUUUGUCAGUGAGCGGCUCAUGCUGUGAUUCAAAGUCUGUUGGAACGUCACAGAAAGGCUACCUGCACCAAUAAAAACUAAAGUGAGAGACUGUUUUUUAAAAAAACAGAAAGAGCUCUCACUUCAUUCCUGCAUGCUCAAACUCUUAAAAAUGUCCCAAGUUGUCCUGGUACAUGAUCUGCAUGAACAGAUGGACUUUCUCUCCUACAUUUCUGGAAUAAAUGAGGGUGAGCUGAUGUGAGAAUUAGGGCUGGGCGAUAAACCGAAAAUUUACUGAUACCGAAAUUUAUGACAUUAACUGAUGUCAUUUUGCCCGUGUCAAUAUGUUCCGUGUAAAAAAAAAUAAACCAUAUUUUUCGCACUACAAGGCGCACUUGAAAUCCUUUUGGCUUGUCGGAGCACUGCAGCUACUUUAGCCUCGCAGAGUUAUGGAAUGACUUAAAGUUUGACUAAUCUGACUGUUUUGUUUGGUUUCAUGCGCUUUAUAAUCCAGUGUGCCUUAUGUAUGAAAAUAGACACGAAUAGACACGUUCAUUGAUGGUGCGCCUUAUAGUGUGAAAAAUACGGUAAAUAAAAGUUGGUUUUGGAUGUGUGUAGGUAGGCUAUGGUCUCAUGUCCCUUUAAGAUGCUGUCCUAUGUUGGAGACGUGACUCCACCCCAUCCAGUCCAUAACAAAGAGGUAAAGACAGGUGAGGAGAUGGAGGAUGGUUCAAAAGUUGUAGUGGCUGGAGCGGCGGCUAAAGUAGACAAAGUUAAUGUGGGAGGGGGAGAGCAGCUUGUAGAGUAGUUAUCAUCCAAUUAUUGUUAUUGAGGUGAACUGCUCAAUAUAUCCUGAUAUUGAUUUGAGGCCAUGUUGCCCAGCCCUAGUGAGAAUGCAAGAGAAGAGAACUUUAAGGGGAAAUUUACCGCAUCAUCUGUCCAUUUACACACGGCAGUGAUAUAAAUGAAAAAACUGGCAUCACAGUGAAGGUCUCUGCCGCUUCAUCCACCAUCAUGUUGUUACACACUUCAGCUUUUACAGAGUUCCUUCAAAGUCAUGGCUAGGCACUAGAUACAUACUCUGUGCAUUUACAUGAUGUUGAAAAAAAUCUAUUUACUGAAUUCAUCAAACCAAAACAGGGUUUUUGACAAUGCAGGCGAGCAUGUUAGUACGACUGAAAUCACACAAUAUCAAGUUUCUUAAAAGACUCUGACAAUGCUGUUAUGGAUCCAUUUCUAAUUGUAAACAUACACUUCAGUUUAUCCUCAAUAAAGUGUUCUGUGCCUCCACCUAAAAGUCAUAAAGACAACAUACAGCAUUGUUGUUUGCCACUGGCCAUGUCAGAGCCACAGUGAGCAGCACGUCUUCUAGCAGAGGAGAAUAGCUGCUGCUUCCUUUGUUUUGCUGAGCUCCUGUUGAAGUGCAGCCUGGUCCUGAUCCAGCUCAUUAAAACCCAGUUAAUGUUUGUGCUGAUGGCUCCACAGAGACAGCCACAGAGACACGGUGGUGUUAUUCUGUUUCUGACGGAGCAUCAGCUCAAAGUCUUCAUGGCAAGACAGCUCGCUCUGGAGACAUAUCUUAAUUCACACACAAACGUUCCCAAUUUAAUAAUGUCAGAGCGGAAAGCCUUUUAUUGCAUGCAGGGUAAAAUAAGCAUUAGUGUGUACGUGGGUGUGGUUAUGUGCAUGAGAGACACUGUGGUUGUGUUGUUGUUGUUGUUGACAGGAAGAAGAAGAAGACAUCUGCAACUUAGGAAUUAGAUUAGUUUUUUCAGAAAAACAACACUGAGUCGAUCUGUGUUUUAUAUUCAAAUGUGGUGUCGGCUCCCCUCCCCCUCUCCUCUAAUGAGUGUUUUCUUACAUUCGUGUUCAAUCAUCUGUCAGGGCUGCUCUCACAGAAACCCCUUCCCACAUGUGAUUAAAGACGCUCACACAAAGGAGGUGAGCAAGCCUCAGAAAUUGUAUUUCUUUUUUCAUUAUGAGAGUAAAUAUGACAUUUCUUUUCCGCUGUCUCGGAGAAGUGCGGUUUGAAUUCCAAGCAAGAGCUCAAGGAAAAUGUGUUCUGCCACAGUAUUUGUUGGUAUCGUAGCGGCGGUGUGGUAUCUGUCUGAGUGCUAAGGUCAGAUAAGCAGCCUUUGUGUGAGGCGGGAUAUCGAGGUCAGCGUGCAGAAAGCCGCAGGCUGGACGAGUGGUUGAAUGGGCUCACAUUAGUCUUUCAGAUGUGACCUUUUCAUUAUUUGUUUACACAAGCUUGUUGACUUUUAUUCUGCUGUGAAAGUGAUGCUCUUUAUUCCCGCUUCAUUCUGUAGUUUGCUCCAAAAAAAACCAAAAAACAUCAGAUCAUCAGUGUCAUCAUUUCAUUAACAUUUCUACUCUAAUCUGCAUCAUUUCAUCUGCAUGUUUAUGUUUAAAGCCUGACCUUUGACCUCUGUCUGCAGGUGUAAAGGCGCCUCUCACUAUGGGCUUUCAGCGGACAGGAAGCGACGCUCGCAGGAGGGCGAGUGCACCGACAGUACAUCAGAGCUCACCAUCGCCACGCUCCCCAACGAUGGCGCCACCUCUGCCGCCGUGGCCCUACUGUCAGACGAGCCCGGCCUUGUUAACCCCGCCUUCGACCCCAGCAUGGAGGACAACAGCCAAUCAGGCAGCACGACCAGCCUAGCUGCACGCAGCAGCACCAAGAAGAGUGAGUGUGAGUGGGCGAUGGAUGUUUGUGUCUCGGUGUGGUAACGUUCAGUCCUGCAUGACAUCACAAAGAGAGAGAGAGAAAGAGAGAGAGAGAGAGGGGAGGUGUGUGUUUGCAAGAGUGAUCACCUUUAAGAUCAACAAAGUCGACAUUUUCUUUAGUCACAGUUUUAAAGUCUCUGCAGAGAUUACAAAAGCAAACACAAUCUCUGUUAAAGCAGAAGAACAAACACUUCAGUACAAAAACCUCGAGUGAAAGUCGACGUGUUGGUUCAACCUUUUUACUAAACUCGACGUGAAAAAGUCGAGACUGAAAUGUCCUCACUGUGUCAAGCAGAAUGUGCCCCUCAUAAGGACGUUAUCCAACUCUAUUUAACAUGAGAUCCUGCUGCAAGAACAUCAUCACAUAGCUAGUCCGUCAUUUUGCCUUAAACUCUGCAAUGGUUUAUAUCGAUAUCCAAGUGUGUGGCUCUACACCCUGUUGUUGUGUUGCAGAGAUGAAAACUAAGAGCAGAGGCCUCACAUAUAUUCACCGCUCUGCCCUACAGUAAAGUUACUUUGAUCAGUGUCUACAGCACCAUUUUUGUCUCUGUUGCUAUCUUUAAUGGUGGAGUGUCAUGUUUGACGUCUUCUCGUCAUUGCUCCUCGAUUUUUUAACAGCAAAUGUUCGCUAUGUUCUCUCUGCGCUACUAUUUUGCUAUUUCCGAUGGCACAUGCCCCACCCAACAGGAAACAUCUCUGAUGUGUGUUGGGGUGCUCACACCAAGCACGAGUGAAACCAUCUACUUGCUUAAUUCGCGCAAAUCUGGACGCGUGAAUGAUUAGUAUUUACUCGCUUCAUUGGCGCAUCAGCGGUAAGACAAAGGUUUUUUACAGUUUACCAGGUAAUCCGACCUCCUCACUCACAAGGCGAGCUCCUUUUUAUUCCGGUUUCGAUAAUUGAAAGAAAAGAUAUCAUACAAUUCAGGGCACCCACACACCGACACACUUAGUUUGUCCUCCAUUUUAGAUACCUGUGAACAAAGCGUCUUUACAUUGACUUAAUAUGUAAUUUAUUCGCGUGAAUGGUUUUAUUCACUCUUGGUGUGUCGAGACAGUAACACAGUUGGACUUACAACAUCACAAAAUUUACCCCAAAAGCUCACAUGAGAGUAUGAAGGUCAUGGAAUAAUAACAUUGUACAUAGGUCGGAGUGAAGUUUGACUGCCUCAUGAAAACAAGAUACUGUAUCUGAAAUAUAUUGCGAUUAACUUCACGUCGACAUGGCGAUCAGGCAGAACAUUCUGGGUUUCCAUUGAGUGACAUGCUAAAUCCAAUCAAUUUAGAAAAACAAAGAUUUUUUUUUUCUGCACAUUUACACGUGCAGACUUUAGCAACAUAAAACCAGGCACUCAGUCAGCCUCAAAUACAGUCUUUGUUCUCUUUAAUGCUCUCUGAUAGAAAUCCUAUUAGCCAAUUAGCUGUACGGCCUUGUUUUUUUCACCAAUCCAUAAAACCUCAGUGUGUGGAAAAGAGAAAAGAAACAGAGAGAGAGGAAGUCAGUGAGAGGGCGGGGACGCUACAGUCAAGGAGAAAUGGAAGGAGAGGGAGGUUAAAUAUAGCUGAUGCUGGUGUGUUAAAGCCCCUCCUUCUCCCUUCUUGUCUCCCACCUGUGUAACCAGGAAGCAGUCACGAGUGCCCCCUCCUCCCCCUCUCCUCUCCCCCCUUAUAGCGUGAGCGUGCAGGCAGUGGGGACACCAAAUGACGCUGCACCAGCACUUUGGGCCCACCACCACCACAAGCACCACUACUGCUGAACAAGCUGUCAGCUCCAGAAGCGGCUGGCGCUUUUAAAGAAUAAUGUGGCUGUCAGGAGGCCUCGCAUCUCCUCCAGACUGCAGAGGGAGGAAGGGAGGAGGAGAGGGGAGGAGGGGAGGGGUGCUGCAGAGGCUCUCUGUGCCCCAUGUUCGGAGCAGCCAGCCUGGGACUGCUGCUUCUCCUCUGCAGCCCCCUGUAACCUGUCUGUCUUCUGAGUAAAGUAGCGGAGAAGCGUCGCUCAGGGAGGGUCUCUUGAGGAGUCCGUGGCGUGUUACAUCACUGCUGGAGUUAUGCAACUGUGUAACUAUACUCAGCAAGGACUGGGAUUAUUAAUUAAAGUUGAAAGCUCCUCCAUCUCCAAAAUGAGGUGCUUUAUUAGAGCUUGUUAGAGGGAGCUCUACAAAUAAACCUCACAGAUUGAAGAUGGACCAGAGUCAAAAUAAGAGUCUCAUCCUUCCUUUUACCGAGAGCAGCGCUUAGAGACAGAGAGCGUCAAAAUACAGAGGGAGAAAAAUACACUCAGGGUCAUACACUCAGGCUUAAUUUUAUCUUUAAGAUACGCAAUGUGUCCUUCGGGUAGUUUCCUAAUCUCUAAGUCAAUUAACGGAUUUUAAAAUUCAGAUUAGUCAUCUGAUCGUGUGUAAAAAAAAAGACAAAGUAAACAUUGAGCACUCUCUUUUUAUCCCAACUACACACUGUCCUACAUCAUGUUGUGUGAAGAUCACCUCACGACUUAUCAGAGCUGUUGUCCAGGAGGAAAACUGUGUCACACAUCAGCCUGCUGCCACAAAAAUAGAUAAUCUACACAAAUCCUGAUUCUGUUUUUAGUCUUUGUUUUACACAGAAUGAUUAAGAAGAAUAAAAGCAAAAAUUAUCACUAUGAGCAUGAUGUGUAAAAUGAGUAAAAGAUAACUUGGGUGUUUCAAACAAGCACCUGACUCUGAAAGAUGGUGUAGCGUUUAAAAAACCGGCAAAAUAUCCUUGAAUGUGCUGUGAAUGUUUGUCCUUGUGCUUUUGUAGGAAGAUAAAAAGGAUCCGUUUGUAGAUGAAUCUGUCUGGCACCUCUGGAGUAAAAAAAAAGAGAAGGUUAUUUUGCUUUUUAUCAAUAAACCUUGAAACUUCUGUCUGUAUUAUGCAAUCUUGACCUCCUGGACCAAACAGCUAUUUUGUCUUCUCUCAGAGCAUUCAUGGCAACAGAGCAGCACAUCCACACAGAUCUGAGCCUCUGAUUGGCCGUGAGGAGGCACCUUCAGACAUGUCCGGGCAUGUUGAGGGUGAAGUGAACUAUAAAACGUUUCUCUUUCUGCUCUGUUCUCUCCACAGUCAGAAACUUUGACAGAUCUUCAGUGAGGAGCCGAUCCUUCAGGAGGUUGAACCGGGCAUUUAGUGUACUGCGGAGGACCAAGAGUGGCACUGCUGUCAGCAAUGAGACGUCUGAGGAGAGGGACAACGCCAGGAACUCCAGCGUGCCACCGGAAGGUAUAAAUCAGAGCCUGUCUGUGUCUCAUUUCUGUAUAUUUUCAUGGCGUGUCUCAACCCCUGUGAUGCCACUGUUGUUUUUGCACAUCCUGAACCCCAAAGGAGGACCAGAGUGAGGGCUCCACGUGUGUGCGUGUGACCAAAACUGUGAUGUGUGAUGCUCCCUCAGCUGUGUGAGGAGGGUGACACUGCUGGGAGACAAGAGUGUAACAGAAGCAUAUGUUGCUUUAAUAAUUCAGCUGCACAUUGCAUAAGUCCACUAGUGCAUCACAGGAGACGAUCAAGGAGGGAGAGAGGCAGCCUGAGGCAGGGACAGGAUACAGGAGGUCACUGGAAAUGUGGAGGAUGACGUCCUUCAUCCAUUUUUCCUCCUCCAGUCCUCCCACUUCUCAACAUCUUAUCCUUCUCCGUCCCCUCCUCCCCCAGAACAGCCAGGGUCAUCAGGUUUGCACCCACUUGAUGGAGGAGUCCCAAAGGAGGGCUCCAGACAUGUUAGAUCUAUAAGAUGUUAGGAAGAGGAGAAACCGUCACAUCUUUAGUCAGACUCUUGAAAAAGUAAAGUUAGAAGUGGAUCAUUUCGAGUGCAUAAUGAUGGAGAAGAAGCGCGGCGUGAUGGGAUGAUUGCGAGAAGAGGAGGAAUGUGAUAUUGCGUAAGAAUGAGGGAUGACGAAUGAUGGGGGACUAGAUUAUUCAGUGACUGAGAGAAUAGAUUAAAUAUUCAUUGGCUGCUGCUGGAGAGACAGAGAUAGAGAGAAAGGAUGGACAACUGAGGAACAAACGAAGGGAAGAGCAGAUAGAGGGAGAGACAACAGAGACAAGGAAACCAAUAAAUGAGUAGUAAAGUCCCAAAGGAUGGAUGAAAAGGAGAGACAAAAAACAGGGAAGUUGAAUGAGUGUGUGAUGGAGAGAAAUCAGGGUUACAUAAUAGCUGCAGGUCCCUGUGUUAAUGUGGUCUCCACCCUGGAAGCAAUCUGCCGCGAUAACGACAAAAUAUUGACUUUGGAAAGGAGAAAGUGCAGCGUGAGGAGAACAAACGGCCGAGGAUACGGAGCUGAGACAGGCCGCUGAGGGGAAGGAAAGGAAGGAAGAAAUAAGAUGAGGAGGAAUACAUCUUCUCUGUCAUUUACUGGCCGGGGUUGUUGGCCAAAACUGCCACAAAAGAUCCCCACCCAUCUCCAAACGCCUAAUGCAGGAUGUGUCACUCUGCUGUGAAGUGUAAUUCAUGACAUAGGAGAGGGGCUUUUGCACAAACAUGAUGAUGUAUCUGCACACUUUCAUGGUUUGAGAAGGUUGCAUAUGUUUGUUUAUUCGGUUGAGUCUUGAGGUGAAAAUUGAAGAAAAAUCCUCUCCCGAUGCAAAUCCAGAAAUUGGAAUUCAGACCUCUUUGAAGCUCAUGAAUUUUCUGAAAACCCACGGGUAGAUUUAUAUUUGUUUUGUUGAGAAAGUGCAUGGCUUUUAGGGGGGAAAAAAAAGAACAUUUUAUGCACAUUAUAACUGUGUUGCAUCCCCACCCGGGUAAUAACCUUGUGGAAAUCUGAAAUUAAGGGUUUUCCCAAGCAUACUUGCUGCAGAUGUAAGUGACUAAUGACACAAACAUUGAGUGGGAUGAUCAGCCAAGUGAAUUUUCCCUCUUGGCUUGUACAAGUUUGUUUUAGUAACCUGAGGGAGUAGAGACAGCUGGUUUCUCUGCUGAACCUCUAAACCAUGUCUACCUCUCUUUCCCCCUUCCAUGUUCUCUCUCUCUCUCUCUCCUCCCCUGUUUUAUCUGGCACUCAGUCAGAUGUUCUUGUCUUACUGUAAGACUCAGAGCUAAACUCAGCUCUUUUCUCCUCCCUCAGUGCUGGCUCUCCCUCAGCUGCAUCACCUGAUCCCCGAUGGUGAAGUCACCAGUAUUAAGAUCACACGAGCUGAGCCCUCAGAGCCGCUCGCCAUCAGCAUUGUCGGGGGGAAUGAGACCCCGCUGGUUCGCAUCCUCAUCCAGGACAUCUACAGAGAAGGUGUCAUUGCCAGGGAUGGGCGCCUGCUGCCCGGGGACAUGAUCCUGAAGGUAUCAAUGAAAACUGUUUUCACAGUUCAGUGAUAAGAAGUCAGAACCUUGUAAACCCAGAUUCACUCUGACAAGGACUGUCACAACAGCAGCUUUACACCUCUUGAAUGUCAUGGCAAAUUAAGUGGGGAUUAUGUUAUCGCAAUACUUAUGGUGGGAAAAAGUGCUAUCAGUCAGAUUAACUGAUCGAAGACAAGUAUGAAGUCAAACAUAACUUCAUAAACUUCACUUACAGUUAGGGCUGGGCAGUAUGGCCUUAAAUCAAUCUCACAAUAUAUUGAGCAGUUCACCUCGAUAACGAUAAAUGGAUGAUUACUACUCCACAAGCUGCUAACCCCCUCCCACAUUAACUUUGUCUACUUCAGCCGUCGCUUCAGCCGCUACAACUUUUGAACCGUCCUCCAUCUCCUCACCGGUCUCUCCCUCUUUGUUACGGACUGAAAGGGGUGGAGUCACUUCUCUGACGUAGGACAGCGUCUUGAAGGGAAAUGAGAUCAAAGCCUACCUACAUACAUCCAAAACCAACUUUUAUUUAUGUAAUUUUUGACACCAAAUAUCCUGAUAUGGGCAAAAUGAUGUCUGUUAUUGUCUUAAAUUUCGGUGUCUGUAAAUUUUCGGUUUAUUGCCCAGCCCUACUUACAGUACAAGAACUGUAUUGAAUUUCCCUUUGGGAUCAAUAAAGUUCUUUUCUUUUGUUAUCUUAAAUGCCAUCAAACUUUCUAAUAUUGUUCAAAGUUAGAUUUUCAUCUGUGUUACCAGAAGCUGCAAAUUAAUUGGACAGUAUUAUCGUAUGAAUAUGAAGGCAUUCAUUCAUUAAAUUUUUUCAAAAAGACUUUUUGUCAGUUCGGGGAAAAUUGCAACAGCUCUAACUGAUACUUUCCGUUAAUAGCAGAGUAAGUCAUUCUGUCUCUUGUCUGUGACUGAAUGGACGUGUUUCGAGGGGGUGAACUAAUCACUGAUUCUUUGAAUAGUUUGUUCAGGGAAUAAAAGUUUCAUUCUCACAUCAUUUCAGUCUGUUUACGUCAAACACUGUUGACUACAUAAAGAUUUAUUGUGUUGGUACAAUCUACCAGAUAAACUGACCUCUUCACUUACUUUUCUUUUUUUGAGUUGUUGACAGAUGUCAUCAGAACAUCUCCAUGCUGAUUGGCUAUCACAGCACAAGUGAUUCACAUUCAUAUGAUCUGCUCAAUUUGCUUUUCCAGACCUCUUCAAGAACUGUCUUUAUGUUGAAUUAACAUGAAAUUUAACUCGUGCUAAUGGUUUUAUUUUAUUGUCAGCUGGACUAUUAGAAAAAGAAUAGAUAAUGCCAAUGCUCACAGACACUAUAUAUCAUGUUUUAAAGCGCACCUCUGUUGUUUCUCAGGUAAAUGGCAUCGACAUCAGUAACGUACCUCACUGUUUUGCCAUGGCGGCCCUCAAACAGCCCUGCCAACUCCUCCGGCUCACCGUGCUCAGAGAACAGCGCCACCGCUAUCGCUCACACUCACACAGUCACCAACACAGCCACUGGCAUGGCCAUGAUAUCACCAUGGGCCACCCGUCUCACGGCCUACCACACCUUCCCCUGAGGGACGACAGCAUCCAUGUGGUCCUGAAUAAAACCGCCCCGGACGAACAGCUGGGAAUCAAGCUGGUGAGGCGACCGGAGGAGCAUGGUGUCUUUAUCUUUCACCUACUGGAGGGUGGGCUGGCGGCACGAGAUGGACAGCUGUGUGUUGGAGACCGCGUGCUGGCCAUCAACGGGCACGAUCUACGUUCUGGAGCGCCAGAACACGCAGCACUGCUCAUCCAGGUCAGUCUGAGGUUUUCAUGUGAAGUUAUGAGUCAAACUUUAUCAGUCAGACUCAGACAGCAUUUACCACAUUUAUCAAAAGUUCAGAGCUGCAUGAGUCAGAUAUCACUCCAGACCGUCCAUGAACAGCAGAGUGCUGGUCUGACUCUGGUUCCCUGAGCUAUUAAAGAUAAUUGUGGUGAUUGAGGCUAAUUGUGUUGUGUUGUGCAGUUGUGUCUGCACUCACUGCAGUUAAUAGUAUUUAAUUGUAGUGAUUCCCUGACGGACAGGGUCGUGCGUCUGUCUCUGGUUCCUGGCUGAUGCCAGUCAAUGAUGGUGUGUUUGUGGUUAAUUGUGGUUAAUUGCAGUGUUUUUGCGGCUGACUGUGCAGGGUCUCAGGGCCCCGGAGUUCCUGUCUGAGCGACUCUGUGGGCCUCUGUGGAGCCAACAUGGCCUCUCCAAGCAGGCACUUUCUGUCAGAGAUUAAGAACUGGCAGGGAAGAAAUUAAAUUAGUCCAAUUAAGGCAAUAAUGGGCCGGACUGGCUAAUUCAGGAUUCAGCUCUGAGCUGCUGAGUCCAGAGAAAUCUCAGGGGGGACAGAGGCAGCCAGGCAGUCUGUGUCAGUCAGGCCAUUCGCAUGUGAAUGUGUAAAUGAGAGAGAGUGGACUGGCAGUUCAGGCGCAGAGUUUCAGUCACAAGUUGAGUCCAACGAAUAUUUCUACUGGAGAACUUUUUCCUGUACAGUGAUUUUUCAAACAAUGAAGACUACACAACUUGACACAUGGACUUCCUUAACCCAGUAAUAUGAAGAUGAAUACAUGUCCAGGGAAUGUUAGCAGCAGGUUGUCAAAACAUGCAGAAUAGGAAUGCAUGGUGUUGGUAUCAUAAAUUGAUCCUUCUUUGAUUAUGGACAGUCAGUCUGUUAACGGCACUUGGAAACAUAUUCAAACAUGUAGGCACUCUCAUUUUAUUUACCAAGUCACUUUUUUCUGCAGGUAAUAUCUGUUGAUAUCAGUGAUUGAUUCUUUAAACUAUCAUCUAUCAGUACAAUACUAUGCUGAUAUGAUGCUUUCUUAGUGGUUAAGUAACAUUUUGUUUUGAAAUCAACCAACAUUUUUCACCAACUGUGUCAUUCCAGGUUUUAAAAGAAAAGUUAUUCUGAUUUAGGGGUGUCCCAACACAACUUUUUUACCUCCGAUACAAUACCGAUAUUGUAGCCUUCAGUAUCAGUGGAUACCGAUAUUGACCCGAUAUUGGCACAAACUUGUGCAUGGUAAGUUUUGCACUCAGCUGCAAUGUCUUUUUCGGACUUUAACAAAAAAUCCUGCCACAAGGCCGACAUCACUCCCACUCCUUGCUACUUUGUCUGUUUCUUUGUACAUACUAUCAUUGUGAUCUUGUGGGCUCUGCAUGCUGGAUCAGGGCACUGCUAGCUAGAGGUGUCAGAGUGGAGUCUGGAAUGGACUGCUUGUAUCUUUGUGCUGAUAUCGGAGAUUUUAGAUGCAGGCUGAUAUAAUCCGAUAUUUGUCUUUUGGCUGAUAUCAGGCCGAUACCUGAUAUCAAUAUUGUAUCGGGUCAGCUCUAUUCUGAUCGUAACUAAGAGAUACACAAAUUGUAUUUAUUUAUUUAUCUUUUUACUUUUUUAAAAAUGCUUUAUGUGAACUUAAAAUACAGACUGAUCUCUCUUCAGAUUAUUUUUGUCUUUGGUCUCUGUGGCUGCUCACUAAUCUGUGGGCUGUGAAAUUUGUCAGAAUAUUGGAGUUUAUCUGACCUGAAAAGCAGUAAUAAUAUAUGAUGAGGUUAUCCAUCCUGAGGAUGAGGUCACAGAAAGAUGGCUGCUGUGGGGAUAUCAUCUCGUUUCAAACUCCUAAUGGUAGUCAGGUGCUCUGAGCUGACCAGCUGCUUUGCUGCAGCCUUCAUAGGAAAACAUGGGAUUUGUAUGCACUUUCUUAAUCUUAAUGUUGCUUUGAAAUGUGUAAAAUAUAAGUAUCAGUAAAGUUUUAUUAUCUCUUGGUGUCUCCAGGCGAGCGAGGAGAGAGUCCACUUCAUAGUAUCUCGUCAGAUCUGCCUGCCCACCCCAGACAUCCUCCAGGAGGCUCCGUGGGGCAUGGAUGGUCCCCCACCAUAUUCCCCUGUGGAUAUAGAGCAAACACUACUGGUGAGCAGCAAAUACAGACGCAAACACAUGAGAUAGAAACAGCUCUGACACACCGAGGAGCUUUAUUCCUCUGUCUCCCCUUCCCGUGAUAAAUAUUCCUUUUCAGGUGCAAAUGAUCCGUGGAGGUAUUAUUCCCCCGUCAGGGCUGAGCAUGUCAUUCAGGCAGUACAGCUGGAGGGGUCGUUUUCUCCUCUCAGGGAAUUGUUGCAUCCACGUCAGCCUCACAGAAAACAGCCGCUCAUCCCACAGGAUUAAGAUUAUCCUCCUCCAUCCUCGGCUGAAAGAUUUUCUCAGUUUCUUCCUGAACUCUGUGACAUCGCUCCUUCUUAAAAUGAUAGAUUCGAUAUGACAGUGCUGCUUUAGUCUUUAAAGCUGCAAGGUAAUUUUAAGAAAGUCUGUUUCAAGCAGAAAACGUGCAGUGACAGCGAAGUUUAAAGAUGGUCAGAGAAGUAAAGAUGCUCAUAGAUCAUUUUACCUUUAUGACAAAAACAUACAUUCUGGUUUAAAUAUCCUGUAUAAGGAAUAGAUCAUUGUUCAAGACAGGUUUGUGUAGAAGAUUGAUACCACUCUCAUGUUUUUACCUUUAACAUUAAUUACAGCUGGCAGAGAGUUAGCUUAGCUUAGCAUUUUACUAAAGACAAAGUGGAAAAACCCAGCCUGGCUUUUCCUGUUUCCAGACCUUCCAAACUGACUGAUUAAUCUGCAACGUGACAUGAAACUGCAGUUUUUCAGUUCCAAUGAGAGCAUCAGAGGGACUAACAACAAGCCAAUGAAAACAAUGAGCUGGACCUGUUUUAGAGCUGUGUGGUAGACCCAAGCAGGAAUCAAAACAUAACAGUGAUCGCAAUAGUCGUCUCAACUUUCUAAAGAUUGUAGUUGGUGGUCUUUUUUUCAGUUACUUCAACCAGAUUACUGGUAUCACCAACAAAAGGCUCUGAAAAUGACUAUACAACAGAUUCAAAUUAAGGAUAAUGUUUACUAAACAGGUGGUUGUACAAAUUAAAUUUCUGACAAGGCCAGCCAGACCCCAACAUGAAGCAGUCUUGCUCACCCUGAAGAAUUGAUUUGAUAUAUUGUUUGUGCAGUCAGGUUGUCCUUUGUGUUGCUUUUGCUAUUGAGAAUGAAAUACUGUCAUUUAGGAGUUCUGACCAAUAAGAACAAAGUAUUGCCUUUAUUUCCAUGACAAAUUAUUUUUUUGUUUGCGUACAAAAAACAAUGGGCUAUAUGUAAACAAAGAUUUGAUAAAGCAAUUGAGACCCAAUUAACGAGCAAACAAAUGAUGGAGGAACAGUCGGCUAGCAGAUUAGUUAUUGUUAAUAUGAAGUCAAAUCUAUGAUAAUGGAAAAAUAAAAUCAACAGUUUAUCCAGUAAGGUUGGCAGAGAUGACAUCAUAGAGCAGGAAAAAGUUAGUACAACAAAUAUAUAUAAGGUUUGCAUGAUGUGCUACAUGAAAAUAAAAUACAGCAUAAAUAAGACAAACAUAAAGGAAAGACAAAUGCUUAAUUGGCUUAACAGUUGAUAAAAUUUUAUGAAUCACAAUAUAUUGUAUCGUAAUGCUUACUGUAUUGCAAAAUGGCAAAAAUCACAAUAAUAUUGUAUUUUGGCCCAAGUGUCGUGAUAAUAUCGUAUUGUUGGGCUACUUGUGAUUCCCACACCUACAGAUAAGUGAGUCUUUUUGUUCUUGGGUUCGAUCCCAGUUCCUGCUGUCCACAUGCUGAAGUGUCCUUUGACAAGACACUUGACCCAACCUGCCCCCACUGGCUGUGCCCAGUAGUGUAUGAGUGGGAUUAGUCAAAACUGAUGGAUGGCUAAAUAAAGAGCUGUAUAAACAAGUUCCAUUUACCAUUUACUUUUCUAAAAUGGCAAACUGUUAUUGUAAAUGAAGCCUUACUUUUUCUGGUUCCAACUGACCUGAUUAUGUUUUGAGAAAGAGUGUCUGCCACUUUAAGAAACCCCCAGUUAUAAUCAUGUUUAUUGUAAUGUCGUGUUCAGCUUUUAGAGCAGAUAAUAGCUCAUUUAUGAGACAUUAGAGUCCCUUUCACUUACAGUUUCUAAUCCUUACAGUCAGUCCUAUAUACUAGUGACUGUUUCUAAUGAUGUAUUAUUAUGAAUCUUUUGCACAUUGCUCUCAAAAGAUUGUUCACUACACAUCCCCCACAACCCACAGUGUAUUGUGUGGGAUGGCAGUGUGUGUAGACAGUGUUCACUCAGCUAUAGUGCGUGCUGUGCCCCCGGGUCAGUCAUGUGACAGCGAGCGAUCUCCUCGUGUGAGCGCAGCAGAAAUGUGUGAAUGCAGCACAUUAGCAGCGCAGCACAAGCUCCGUCCAAUCAGCCUCAAUGUGUCCAUGUGUUAUUCAUUACUACUGGAAUCUGCAGCUCUGUCCCCCGACUGACACACAAACACACACGCCAUAAAUAAAAUUAGACUCGCCUUACCCCACACACUGACUUCUGCACCAAACCGAAUCGCACAUCAUGACAUUUAUGAAUAAAUCAUCUUCUCCAUAUCCAACCUGCACAUGAAAUAAAGAGACACUUGAGCUGCCCAGUCCCCUAAUAACCAUCAUAUAUUAUACAUUACCAGCUAUGCUAAUGAGGUCUUUCAUUAAUUACCACCUAUGUCUCUGUCAUUGGACUCACACUUCUAAAACACAGCACACCUGGUGUUCAUGUGAAUUUUCCUAUAAUCAGGAGGAAUAUCACACGUCCCAGAGAAAACAGUUUAUUAAUAUGCAAAUGUGCUCCUCCAGAUCUAAUUAGAUUAUGUAGUGUAUAGAAGGUGCCCUUGGUGUAACAAUUAAGUUCAUAUCAUGUUCGGUCUUGAGUUAUUGUACUUAUUACUAUGGGAAUACCCAAUGAAAACCCUUAAGACAAAAUAUAUCAACAAUGAUUGUCCUUGUGUUUGUAGUUUGGUGACAAACAUGAGUAUGAUUACAUUCACUUUUUUUCUGCUACUAGACAAAGAAUAUGAGGAGUCUGAAGCUGAACUGCCUGAAGUAUAAUCUCACUUUUUCCCAAAAAAUCACUUGCAUUUUAUUUUUCUGGUUAUACUGCUUUAAUUAUCAGGACAGCUUUGACACACAACGUUGGAAAUAGAGAGGACAGCAGAAAAUUGAGGCUGGUAGUCAGAAUAACAACUGCUGGGAUGUUGACCAUAGCCUCUGUAGCCUCCCAUGGAGCGCAUGCGUCAACCACUUAGCAGAACUGGCGCCCCAGUUACAGUAUUGUAUCGACAGGGCCACCCUCAGAGAGCUCUCUUCCUCUUCAAAGCUAAUUGACCCCACUGUUCAGUCCAGUUGGACAUAAAUAAAGUAGUUUCAAGUUGAAAAUUAGCAUCCAGCUCCAGAAGAUAACCAGCUCCCCGCGAUUACUGUUUAUCUGGUGAGGGGGCUGCUAGCUGAGCUGCCAAUACUGGCAGAUCUGCUUUCUUAAGUACUGAUAAGUCUUUAUCUAGUGGUUAUUCUUGUCUCUCCCAGAGACUUCGUGAAAGAUACAGUUUGAUUAGAGGGGCUGCAAGCUGAGCUUCCAAUAACAUACUCUGAGCUUGUGUGAAAGACUUUACUUGUGUUCUUUUACAGUGUUAAUAAUGGUGACAAACUAUUAGCUUGUGUUUUUUCCUUCACAGUUUUGUACUUAAAAACAGUAAAAACUCAAAGCAACAGAUCAGGUUAAUAAUCAGUGUCUCAGAUUCAUUGGAUGCUUUAAAAAGGGGCUGCUAGUUGAGCUGCCUCUGUCAUCCAAAAAGAUGGCGUUAUGUUAUCACUUUUUUUCACAGUUCUGUCACCUUUUGGAAAAUAAGAAGCUCCUUGACACUGUUGAUUGAUUUAGGAAGACAUCCACUCCCUUGACCUGUAUCACAAAAGAGGUUUACAGCAGAAGUGAGCUGGCUAAUACCCUUACAUAGUCUUUAUGUAGAAUCUAGAAACUGCAGACAAGCUGGCUUUCUUAGAUGAUUAGGUCUACCAGAAUGCAACACCCAAUCAAGUUCAUAUUACUGCCCCUGGCCUACAGGAGAGUGGGAACAUGAAAUAAUUCAUGGUGUUUGGUCUUACAAAGGUCAGUUGCUGUCAGGUGUAUUCUGAACCUCAACUUCAACAACUCUCUUUGUGUUUCUUGAAGGAUUCCUGUCAGAAGCCUGCAUGCUACGAGAAGACAGUCACCCUGACUAAGGAGCCCUAUGACUCUCUGGGUAUGACGGUGGCGGGUGGCAUGUCGAGCCGAGGGUGGGACCUCCCCAUUUAUGUCACAAAUGUGGACUCUGAUGGCGUGGUUGGACAGGAGGGCUCCAUCCGUAAAGGUAAUAACUUGCAACAAUGUCAUGUUCAGCGCUUUUGUGCAGAUAAUUACUCAUUAAUAGGAUGGAGCAUUUGCUCUGUGUGGCUGGCAGGCUGUCAGGGAUUCAGUUUUGAUGAUGAAUACUUGGUACAUAAAGAGGAGGGUGAUUGAUGAACACUUAAGAUUCAUGUUUUAUUAUGAAGCUCAUUCAACCAACGGAGAAACUCAGCAGUGCUGCUGGGGUUCAGUGCUCCACAAAUUGGCUCUAACACGCUUAAACAAAAAAGCAAACAAACAUGAGCAGAGCAACACUCAGGACUUUUUGUGGAGCACUUAAUUAUUCUGUUAUAUGGAAUCAGUCAGCUCUGAAAUAGAGCAAAACACAGAGCUGCUCUCAAAUAAAAGCGGCAGUCUUUGUACCCCUGAAAUAUAGUUGAAGGUUGGCGAGUGAGAAGAUUCAGCCCCGACUGCUGAUUCCAGCACAUCCAUCCUAAAACAUUACCAUAUUAAGGCCUGCUAUCACUCUCAGUCCCCGUCUAUCAGGAUCUGUUUAUAAGAGGAAUGGGAGAAAUGCUGUUUGAAGCAAAAAGCAGCUGAAAUUAUGAGUAAAUCGUGUCUGUUUGUCCUGUGCACAGUUCAAGGUGCACAUUACUGUAUUCAUCCGGGGAGCCGCCGGCUGUAUUUGUGUGCUUAUGAAACAUGUUUUUAUUGUGAUGGAUUCUUCAUUUGCAUAUCAACACAGAGCAAAUGUGUCCUUUGAGCCACUUUCUAGCAGGCUGGGCUGAGCCGUCUGUUUUUCUUUACACACUUUCAUCAUUAGGGGGCUUUUUAAAGCACAGGUGGCGCCUGGUUCCCAUCCCUUUGUGUUGUAACUGGAAGGUUUUUGAAUAUUAAUCAGGCAGGUGAUGAGUCUGUCCUGUGAGGUCUUUGGAAAAGCAUUAAUGAGGGCAGAAACCCUGAACAGACGCUGAGCAGUACUGUGCUGUCCUCCCCUGCAGGUGACAUCCUGCUCAACGUGAACGGGGUGGACCUGACGGGGGUGACGCGAGGCGAGGCUGUGGCGAACCUGAAGAAUACUUCUUCCCCUGUCGUGCUCAAGGUCCUGGAGAUGCGCCCACCUGAAGAAAGCCUGCAGGACUGCGCACUGCCCCCGUGUCUUAUAUCCUCACCCACAGACAGCACCAAGAGCCCACUGCCCAACGAUGAUUACUCCCCACUGUGGGUGUCAUGGCUGCAGCUACCAAGGUGAGCACCUCUCUGUAUCUCACACAUAUUAUUCCUCUUUCUCAGUUUCAUUUUUCUAAGUCCAUUAUCAUUUGUACCCCCACACCGGUCCCUGUGACCUCUGCCAGCUGGUGCCAACUUAAAUGAUGACAGAGCCAGCUGGGAAAAGAAAGCUCAUUAUACUUCCUGACAAACUUUUUCCACUUAAAUAUUCUCUGCUGCUGUCGAAGUCAAACUUUCAAGUGUGAGAAACUUUCUGCUGGAUAGAAAAAUGUAUUCAUCUUCUCCGCAUUAGAAACAACAAAAAUACGAUCCCCCCGCAAACUGAAAUGAUUGAGUCUAAACUAAGUCGUGAGCCACCGUGGGGCUGUCGUCUGGGAUUUAAAUAUGAUUUUCUCACAGCCCUGGGUUAUCUUUAUGAGACUGAUAUAGAAGUCAUACCGUCCUCUUCAUUUCGCACCUCCAGGGAGGGAAAGUCUCGCCUUGGUUCAAAGAUUAGCACGGCCUUUGUCUUCAGAGCAGGGCUGGUUUCAGUAUGGAUAUGCAGCUCAGUAUAUACUGUACAACUUCAAGUUGCAGUGGAGAGAUUAGUGUUUUUAAUCUCUCUCUCUCGACUCAUGCAGGCAUCUGUACUGCUGCAAAGACAUCGUCCUGCGGCGGAGCACCUCGGGCAGCCUGGGCUUCAGCAUCGUGGGGGGUCAAGAGGAGGUCAACUGCAAUCAAUCCUUUUUUAUCCGCUCCAUCGUGGAGGGGACGCCAGCCUACAACGACGGCAGGAUAAGGUAUUUAGGCUACGUUUAUUGCCUUGAUGGAACAGUUUAUCAUAAAGGAGGGAAACUCAUCUGUUUUAUUUGAAUUGAUGUUCUGAUGAAAAAUAAUUCAUUUAAAUGUGAUGCAGUAAAGGCAAACAUUUACUGUUUCCAGUUUCUGUAAUGCAAAGGUUUUUAGGGGUAGAUUUCCCAGCAAAAAUUCAAAUCAUGACAAACUAAUUUGUCUAAUUUCUUGUAAAAAUACCUUUCUAUAUCUUACACCACCAAGAGAUUUUAGGAUUAGAGCGUAACAAUCUUCCUCUGUAUUUAGAAAGGUCCACAAUGUGCAGUUUUUGUGCAGCAGUGUAGGUCUUCAUUUGUACCUUUUUCUUUUUCUUUUUUUUGACCCAUGUCGAGUCUGUAACCUCUUUAGUUACCGGUACAAUACUUGAUUUUAGCCUGCAGUGACACUGAUUGCUUUGAGGCAGGUGUCAAGUCAUUAUCCAUCUGUCCAGUUAUCAAGGCCAAUCGCCUGUAUAACUACUGUUCAUAUUAACCUUCAGUAAUAAGUGAUGAAGUUAAGUUUUAGUUUUGUUUUUCUAAGACAGGUCCAGUUUUAAAGAGUGAAAUUUUAACCCACUAAUGUAGAUUCCAAUUCAACUUUAUUUAUAUGGCACUUAUUCAGACAAAAAUACAGUUCAAAGUGCCUCACAGAGGCUAAAAACAACAAUAAAACCCAACCCUCCCCCCCACACGUAUUAGUAUCUGUUAUAUAGGCCUCAUAAACCCCCCAAAAUUGGUAUCAGUAUGUGUCCUGAAAAACCAGUAACAGUCAACCAUUGCUGUGAGAAAUAGACCCUCUGCUGAUUGGCUGAUAAUUGCAUCACCAGCCCCUGCAGGUUUACAUACUUAUCAGUUUUAAAGUUUUAUUCUUAAAAAUAUUUUGCUAUAAAUUCAUGAGGGAGAAAGCUGUUAAAAAGUGGCAUCAUGAGCCUGCUUAGUGCUACUGUAGCAUGCUGUAAAGAGAAGCUGCUUCUCACGUCUUGCUCCUUGGAUCAUUACCAGAUCUCAAUAAGAUGCUGCUCUUGCAUUUUAUACUGGUGUAUUAGUUGUGGUGUGUCGAAAGAUUUCAACUCCUAUACGGAAAAUAAACUAUUAGAGGUGCAUCUUGUACAAUGAAUGUUAUGAUCAUUCAUGUAUUUUUGAUGUAAAUGAUUCCUGCUCAAACAUCUUUGUAACUAUUGUCACUCUGCAGGUGUGGGGACAUCUUGCUGGAGGUAAACGGGAAGAGCACAUGGGGGAUGACCCACACGGCGUUGGUGCGGCUUCUGAAGGAGCUUCGGGGGAGAAUCACCCUGACCAUCGUGUCGUGGCCGGGCAGCCUGCUGUAG
This is a messenger RNA of Xyrichtys novacula (pearly razorfish), 47453 nucleotides long. NCBI's taxonomy places the organism in Eukaryota, Metazoa, Chordata, Actinopteri, Labriformes, Labridae. The record is from the annotation of a GenBank genome assembly.